This is a messenger RNA of Coregonus sp. 'balchen', 64791 nucleotides long. The record is from the annotation of a GenBank genome assembly. NCBI's taxonomy places the organism in Eukaryota, Metazoa, Chordata, Actinopteri, Salmoniformes, Salmonidae.
AUGUCAGACAAGAUGUCCAGUUUCCUCCACAUAGGGGACAUCUGCUCCCUCUAUGCAGAGGGCUCCACCAGUGGAUUUAUCAGCACUUUAGGGUACGUCUGUCUGCCUACUGUUAUACUGCUGCAUAUGAAUCCCAUCCCUCUCAACUUGAAUUUGUCAUCAAAACCCCACUGAUAUUCAUCAGACAUUAUUUUAUAGGAAGACACAUGCUCAUAGACUCAUGUCUGUCACAGUACACAUCCAAGAUCAGACACAGGUUUGUGUACAUUUACGCAUAAACAUGCAAAUACACAGACAGAACCAGGUGGCAGUGAAAUAAUUAACCUGGUUGGUGUUUGGGACCAGGGAGGCAGCUGGAACUGCUGCCAAGGUGAUCACGUCAAAUAAUGUAAGGGUUUAUUUAACGGCUUAGUCGGAGUCAUGGCUUUUAUUUCACAAGCUUUAAUAAUGUUUGCUCCCCUAGUGUUAUUAGCAGAAUAAACCCUUGCUCAUUCCAUUGUUAUUAAAGUAACGGCGUUUCAUACUGGUUUCAGCCGAUGUGGUGGAGCAUAUAAUAAGAAAAGCUAGAUUGCAGAAUGCUUGUCAUUGAGGUGAUAAUGUUUUAUGCCCUUAGAACACAUUUUGAGAAAUGGCAAGGGAGAGAGUGUUUGGAACUGGAGUGUGAGAGUCAGAGGGCGGUCACAGACAAUUUUGGAGUCCAGCUGAGAAUGUAGAAUAGCAGUGGAGAGGGAGAGAGAAGUGAGAGGGAGGGCUGAGGCCACAGAAGUGAGGGUGUUAAAGGCAAAGGAGAGCAUGAGGGGGAGGAGAAAGUGAAACCGUAGGGAUGGUGAGUGUCAGGGAAGAGAGGAAUGUGGUUGAACAAGUAAAAUGUUAUAUUGAAUGGGAUAGUGUCAGUGGGACAAGGAGCAGGUGAUGUGUUGGCUGUUUAUAGGAUGUGUUGGCUGUCCUCUUUGUCUCUCUUCCAAGUGGUACCAUUAGUAAAACCAUAAAAUGAUGGGCCUAAGUGGCUUAAAUUAUUCCUGUGUUUGAAUUUAAAUAUUGAGAACUUAUGCUGUUACAUUAUACAGAAGUGACUGCUCAAAUUAAACUGUACAUUUUAACUCCAGUCCUUCCCCAUAAGUGCUCACACCCAUUUAUCAGCGAGAACAGCAUUUUCACGCCUAGACUUUCAACACGGCCACGUUGAGGGAGAUUAUUGGCUGAAAUGUGAGCUGAAUUCACAACAACGUUGAUGGGCUUGACAACACUUCAGCCUCUAGUUCUCUGGCGUCAGAGCAGCGUAACCUCCUUCCUGUUCCUCCCUUCUAGUUUCUGCUCCUGCCUGUUUGUUGUUCUUUUCCCUCAGUGAAAAUGAACACAGUAUCUGUCUUGCCUUCUCCACUCUUAGCCUCCUUUUUAGCGUUGGGAUUCAUGCCUCUUAAUCAUACCUAGUCACUAUCUGGCCCUUAGCUGGGGCCCCAUUCAAGCCUUGCCCUGCCAUCUCUCAAGAAGCCCCUGCUCUUACAGGAAUUGGCGUCGUGUGUCACCAGGCCAUGGAAACAAAUGUGUGCAUGGCUUUGAAGAGCGGCACCUUGACCGUACUCAUUUGUCAAGUUGCCCGCCUGGCACUGUUCUGCCUGGUAAUCACUUUUUUUCUCCCUCUGGUCCCCUCCCUGUUGUGGUGGCCCUCUGUUAGAUGAGCUAAAGGGAAGGAGCUAUAUUUAGCAACAGCAGGCAGUGUACAGGAGACUGUUGGUUGUCUCUGUGUAUCAUACUGACCAUUAUAAAGCUUUAUAAUGAGCCACCUGGAGCACAGAGCAAGACUGCUGCCCUCUGCUGAUUUUACAUCAACGUUAUUACACCUCUUUACAGGCUCUGCAUAGAAAUUCAGUUGAAGGACAUCUAGCAUGUUCCUUUUAUAGCCCGUGCAGUGUGUAGGCUGUAUUGUUCUGUAGGACAUUAUUAUAUUGUUUAAAUAAUGUAUCAUUCAUGCAGAUACAUCUAUCCAUGAUCAGUACAAUGCAGUACAUCCAUGUGAUGCAUGGACAAGAUAUUAGUAAAUAAAACAAAUAGCCUAAAACUAUCGUAACCGGAUUAAUUUCCCUUGGGGAGAUGCUUACAGUGUGUUUUUAUUUAAACAAUAUAAUAAUGUCCUACAGAACAAUACAUAGCCUACACACUGCACAGGCUAUAAAAGGAAAACGCUGACUGGACUGGCUCUAGAACCCCAUCGAGGUGUCAUAUUUAUCUUUCCGACUACCUGCCAAGCAUCCUGUGUUUUGCAGCCAGGAAUAAAUCUGAGGCCUAUAAUGGACUGUGCUUUUAUGAAAUGGAUUAUUCCAUGGGUGUUACAGCUGUGUAGUAACACUGUAAUUACUAUAGUAACAGCAUUGUAGUUACAUUAUCUUAAGUGCUUUGGGUGUGCUUUAUAAUGACAAACUAAGGGAGUUGAAUGUGUUUUGCUACUACACAAUUAGAAUAAGGAAUGGUCUCUAUUCCUCUUGUGUAAUUACAAUAAACAUGCAACUCCAUUACUGUUAUUAGUUAACAAUACUAUCUAACAUGUCAAUACAAUGUUGUGCCUUGUGUAAUAAGUGUUGCUACACAUAUAUAAGAGCAACAACUCUGAUUUAAAAUGUCAGAUACUAAUAGUGUUAAUGCAUCAGCAGAAUGCUCCAAGAAUGAGGAUCCAUAUGAAUACUUAUUCUGAUUAUUGCAUUGCUGCACCAAAAUAGGAAUGGGUGGUGUCUGGUGAGUAUGCAGGUCAUGGAAGAACUGGGACAUUUUCAGCUUCCAGGAAUUGUGUACAGAUCCAUGCGACAUGGGGCCGUGCAUUAUCAUGCUGAAACAUGAGGUGAUGGCGGUGGAUGAAUGACACGAAAAUGGGACUCAGGAUCUCAUCACGGUAUCUCUGUGCAUUUUAAAUUGCCAUUGAUAAAAUGCAAUUUAGUUUGUUGUCCCUAGCUUAUGCCUGCCAAUACCAUAACCCCACCGCCACCAUGAGGCAUCAGCAAACCGCUCGCCCACACGACACCAUACAGUUGAAACUAGGAUUCAUCCGUGAAGAGCACACUUCUCUAGUGUGCCAGUACCAUCGAAGUUGAGCAUUUGCCAACUGAAGUCGGUUAUGACGCCAAACUGCAGUCAGGCCAAGACCCUGGUGAAGAUGACGAGCACGUAGAUGAGCUUCCCUGAGACGGUUUCUGACAAUCUGUGCAGAAAUUAUUCUGUUAUGCAAACCCACAGUUUCAACAGCUGUCCGGGUGGCUCAUCUCAGACUAUCCCGCAGGUGAAAUUUGAAAUGUGUAAGUCGCUCUGGAUAAGAGCGUCUGCUAAAUGACUUAAAUGUUUAAUGUUUGCUUUCUUAAGGCUCAUAAGGCUCAAUGGAUUUAGAUGUUUAGGAGUUAGGCUAAAUGUGAAUAGCCAUGGAAUAAUAAGUAUUAUUAGUAAUAAGGCUAAAAAAUAGUUUUAACCACCUAAAAGCUUUAUUUACAGGCACAGCCCCAAGCCUUUAAUAUUCCUAAUUUCACUAGCUUUUACCAAACCAAAUAUUUAUUUUCACAAAUUUCAGCCAGGAAUGCAGAGGAAAUUUCAGCUGACGCUGUUCUUGCUCCGCAAAUUUUUUAGCUCAGAAGGUUUGGUUUAGGUCUGAGUGAGCAGACUGGCUUAGUAUUGCUAUGAAUUUUCUUACAGCGGGUAGAGGAUGAAACGUAGUUCAUCCACAAUUUGGACUGCUUGAUUUCAGGCCUUUAUGUCCUUAUAGGUUCUCUCAAUGUGCAGCCUCCAGAGAGGGCUGCUGGAUGCCUCUGUGCACUGCUCGGCCAAAAUUGGGCAUACUGAGUUUGAUGGGCAGUUCUCACAGCAAUCUGCCCUCUACAUCUCUUGACCAAUAUUCCUGUUGUUGAUACAAUGAAGUAGUGGCAUUAUGCGCUGUGAUGCUGAUUGGUGACACAUGCAGGGUUCGCAUAGUCUGGCUGCCACCUAACUCCAAGACUUCAGAGUCUGGAAAGGCUCUUUUGAUGUUGUCGGCACAAUGCGUCGAUAAUGAAGGGGCUGUUCUUUUUUAUUGAUUGGUUUUCAUCUGUGUCUUUCUUACUCAAACAUCCACAUGUACAGCCACACAAAGCCCCGAGCUCCGCCCCCUUCCAAUACAGUUGUUGUCUCAACCCCCCCAGAAAAAGAAAACGUCUAAAGAGAACCAAUCUAAGCUCAGCAAGAAAUAAGCACAAAUCUGUGCAAAUACUGCAUUUACAACGGCCUCCUGUCCAGACCAGUGUUGUCAGCUCUCCCUCACUGACCAUGUGAGUUGCAUCAGCCAGGCUAGGAAUAGCAUAGAUCAAAUAUAGGUCAUAGUUAUGAGUAAAAGAGAGGUUAUAAUACAGAUGGGGAUUACAGUAUUGAGCGACUCAACAUCAUUGUUUGUGCUGUGUGUAUGCACGUGUAUCAGUGGCAUUCACUGCUCAGAAUGAAACUUGUGGCUGAUGUAUUGUUUGUCUGUUUCUGCAGGCUAGAUGUAUGUGUAGUCAAAGGGAUGAGUAUUAUGAGUGUUUGAUUGACAGCUGUCAUUGCUCUUCCUGUUCCCAGGCUUGUGGAUGACCGCUGUGUGGUACAGCCAGACACAGGGGACCUCAACAACCCGCCCAAGAAGUUCAGAGGUAAUGAAUACAUCCCUUCUAUCACUCUGUUCAGGCUGCUGUUCAAAUGCAAGCAUUCAACCCAUGCUGACUUUUUGAUCCUACAGUAAGGAGUUAUGGCAUUGAUGAAUGUGACCUUUUUUCACUCUAGUUUGCUCUCUCAGUCCAAUCUCUGCUCAGAUGUCAUUACAAUGGCUAUGUCAGCUGGAAAAAGCCUUGUAGAAUCUCUUCCAACUCUGAGGCCAUCAUGGCAAGAGGAUUAUAACUAAGUACUGUGUGUUUAACCCAGUGGUUUGUGCUCCAUGUAACCAUUAGAUCAGUAGUUGACACAGAGGAGAUUUAAAAGGUCUGUUGAGACAUGGAGCCGUAACCCCUGAUCCUUUGUUAUGACUGAUGUCUGUGGAAAUGAAACUCUACUGAAGCUAAUUAACCUUGCAUUCACCUGCCUCCCCUCAGUGAAAUGUGGCACUAGGCUAUAUUACAGGACAGGCUACAUUACAGUAGAGUUAAUACACCACAUUGUGUCACCUAGUGAGACGCCUGUACCCUGUGUUGACUCUGGGGGGUGGGGGGGAGAAUGUUUAACUCUGAUGUCCUUUGUUCUUUCACCACUUAAACCUAAUGUGAAGUUAAGGAAUUUUCCUCCAUGUUAUUCUCAUACUUUUAUCUGGUAGUGGCAGCAUUUUGAAAUUUAAAGGUGUUUGCAAAUGUAUCAAAUGUCUUUAGACUGUGAAAUAUUCUGUGAAGCGUUUUGAUGGCAGAGUGCCAUGUUUCUUUCAUUAUUGAGGCUGACUUAUGCAGUCCAUUUCCUGCAAAUGUAAGCAGUGUGGAUUACGCCAGGACAUCUCUGAGUUUAGUGUUCAGAGACUGUCUGGAACUGCCUUGUGUGUACUGUGAGUAAGGGAUAAUAGGUUAUUUACUGGCAGUUUCUCAAGGCAUUCAGGAUUGUUCUCAGGACUACAUUUUACAUUUACAUUUUAGUCAUUUAGCAGACGCUCUUAUCCAGAGCGACUUACAUUGCAUUCAUCUUAAGGUAGCUAGGUGAGACAACAACAUCACAAUCGUAGCACGGGGGAGGGGGGGACAUAUUUAAGAUACUCUUCUUUUAAUAUACUCGCGAGACUUAUUUAAGAUACUCUUUAAAGAGAUAGGGUUUCAGAUGUUUUGGGGAAAAUGGGUAGGGACUGACAUUAGGGGGAAGCUUGUUCCACUGUUGGGGAGCCAGGACAGAGAAGAGCUUUGACUUCAAGACUAUAAGAAUUAAGCUAGUAUAUAGCCUGGUCAUGAGUCAUGGUCAGGGGUUCAUGCAUUAGAUCUGAUUGAUCUACAUACAGUAUAUCUUUCUUGACAGGUCUGAUAGGCUUCACUGCUCAUAUCCGAAGUAUUUCCAUGAACAGAUUAGCAUUCCAAGUCAUAUAGAUUGAUGCAGUAGUGCAGAUGAUGCAUCCUACUGGGUGUUGGGACUCCUGUGUGUUGGGACUCCUGUGUGUUGCCAGGGUUUGCCUACAGUAAUGUUGUCUGUGAAAUCUCAAACUGUUUGGUGGUUCUGAGGCCCAUUUGUGCCUAAAGCAAGCCCUUGCGAUGUCUUGAUUUGAAUGCAAACCCUUGUUCCCAGCGUGCUGUUAUUGGGGUUUGGAUUUGAGCAGGCUGAGGCAGCAACCAAAAUAGUUGUUUGAUGUGAAAUUCUGUUUACUUCACUUUCACUGUAACUAGAGCUUCAUAUCUUCAGAGGCAUCUUAAUCCAUUAACAACAACACUGUCCUCAAAGAAAAAAAUUAAUUAUAAGAGUGUAUUUUGAUGCCACUGCUGUUGUAAAUCCUACCACAUUUCAUACUUGGAUGUUUUGGAGUUCACGUUUAUUGCUUCAACAUGUCUAAUGCCAUGGGUUUGUUGUGUAGUCAUUCAACAACACCAAAAUGUCGGCCCAAUUACUCUGAUUAGAGAGGUGAUAGUACACUGGGAUUCGUGCCUUCACUGGUGUUCUUCAUUUAUUGCCAUGGCUGUCUGUCAGUGUGAACUGGAACCGGGUCAAUCCUAUUGCCAUAGUAACAACAUAUUGGCCUUUCCCAGAUGGAGAUUUCAACGGUGGAUGACGUGUGCUACUGUCUCUUUUUAGCUCAUGUUGAACACAUCUGCUUUGUGCGUAAUGCAAAUGAUGAAUUCCAUAAUGAAAUGUAUUUGGUACAGAAUAUGAUAAUAAUAGACUACACUCAUUUAUACUAGCACUUUGAUUGAAACUAAUUAGGUUAUUUUGGAGAAAAGGCUAUCUACCAGCUAUGGAUUUGUAUGAUUGGUUGGGGUUUAUAUCAAGCUUCUGUUUUUAACUUUAUUCUCAGUCUUGGUGAAGAUAUGUAACUUUUUCCCCCACUAACUCAAAACCAUACAACCUAGCCUAUACGUUAUUGAGCUUUCUAGUCUGAUCAGUGAUGUCAGACAAUAAAACACCCUGAGUGUUGACAGUUUUUACAGUGGAUGCCUCCCUUUACCUCAAGGUCAGUGCAGAAUGAUUCUGGUAGCAGCAGGGAAGGCCAGCUGGGAGUGGUUGUGAGACUCCUGCUGAUGGGCACCUGGAAGCGCUGGCUGCAUACUGUCUCUGUCUCUAAUCUAGCCCUUUUCAAAUUAGCAUAAGACCCUGGCAGGCCUCCAGAGCAGACCUUUGUAAAUUAAUUUUUGAGUGAAAUGACGUGAUUGCCAAUGUGAGUUUCAUUUACUCUAAUCAAGGUCAUGGAAAUUAAAUUGACCUUUUUAUCCCUGAAAAUGAGAGCCCCGCUUUACUUUAAAUAGCACGUCCGUGUCAUUGUCACACGAAUCACUCUAUAUUAUGCCAACCUUCAGUGACAAUGGUGACAAAAUGAAGAUGUAAUGAAACACACCACAACUACUCUAGUAUAUUGCACUCUCCAUCUGUCGCCAGAUAUCAAAGAUCACCUGCACUGUAGCACAAUGGAAGAUGAUUAAAUGUAAGGAGACAUGUCUGUUGUUGCUCAGGACAAUUUAUUGCUUCUGGUUAGUUUGGGAGGUUAGUUGUGUGCUUUGCUAAAUGGAUGGUUUUUGUUUUUGGCGCAGGAGCUCAAUAUAUACAGUGAGGGAAAAAAGUAUUUGAUCCAAUCCCCUGUAUUUGAUCCAAUCCCCUGCUGAGUUUGUACGUUUGCCCACUGACAAAGAAAUGAUCAGUCUAUCAUUUUAAUGGUAGGUUUAUUUGAACAGUGAGAGACAGAAUAACAACAACAAAAUCCAGAAAAACGCAUGUCAAAAAUUUUAUAAAUUGAUUUGCAUUUUAAUGAGGGAAAUAAGUAUUUGACCCCCUCUCAAUCAGAAAGAUUUCUGGCUCCCAGGUGUCUUUUAUACAGGUAACGAGCUGAGAUUAGGAGCACACUCUUAAAGGGAGUGCUCCUAAUCUCAGCUUGUUACCUGUAUAAAAGACACCUGUCCACAGAAGCAAUCAAUCAAUCAGAUUCCAAACUCUCCACCAUGGCCAAGACCAAAGAGCUCUCCAAGGAUGUCAGGGACAAGAUUGUAGACCUACACAAGCCUGGAAUGGGACCAUCGCCAAGAUGCUUGGUGAGAAGGUGACAACAGUUGGUGCGAUUAUUCACAAAUGGAAGAAACACAAAAGUGGUCCUCUGUAGCUCAAUUGGUAGAGCAUGGCGCUUGUAACGCCAGGGUAGUGGGUUCGAUCCCGGGACCACCCAUACGUAAAAAAUGUAUGCGCAGAUGACUGUAAGUCGCUUUGGAUAAAAGCGUCUGCUAAAUGGCUUAUUAUUAUUAUUAUUAUUAUUAUUAUUAUUAUUAUUAUUAUUAUUAUUAAAAUAACUGUUAAUCUCCCUCUGCCUGAGGCUCCAUGCAAGAUCUCACCUCGUGGAGUUGCAAUGAUCAUGAGAACGGUGAGGAAUCAGCCCAGAACUACACGGGAGGAUCUUGUCAAUGAUCUCAAGGCAGCUGGGACCAUAGUCACCAAGAAAACAAUUGGUAACACACCUCGCCGUGAAGGACUGAAAUCCUGCAGCGUGCGCAAGGUCCCUCUGCUCAAGAAAGCACAUAUACAGUGAGGGAAAAAAGUAUUUGAUCCCCUGCUGAUUUUGUACGUUUGCCCACUGACAAAGACAUGAUCAGUCUAUAAUUUUAAUGGUAGGUUUAUUUGAACAGUGAGAGAGAGAAUAACAACAACAAAAUCCAGAAAAACUCAUGUAAAAAAUGUUAUAAAUUGAUUUGCAUUUUAAUGAGGGAAAUAAGUAUUUGAUCCCUCUGCAAAACAUGACUUAGUACUUGGUGGCAAAACCCUUGUUGGCAAUCACAGAGGUCAGACGUUUCUUGUAGUUGGCCACCAGGUUUGCACACAUCUCAGGAGGGAUUUUGUUCCACUCCUCUUUGCAGAUCUUCUCCAAGUCAUUAAGGUUUCGAGGCUGACGUUUGGCAACUCGAACCUUCAGCUCCCUCCACAGAUUUUCUAUGGGAUUAAGGUCUGGAGAUUGGCUAGGCCACUCCAGGACCUUAAUGUGCUUCUUCUUGAGCCACUCCUUUGUUGCCUUGGCCGUGUGUUUUGGGUCAUUGUCAUGCUGGAAUGCCAAUCCACAACCCAUUUUCAAUGCCCUGGCUGAGGGAAGGAGGUUCUCACCCAAGAUUUGACGGUACAUGGCCCCGUCCAUCGUCCCUUUGAUGCGGUGAAGUUGUCCUGUCCCCUUAGCAGAAAAACACCCCCAAAGCAAAAUGUUUCCACCUCCAUGUUUGACUGUGGGGAUGGUGUUCUUGGGGUCAUAGGCAGCAUUCCUCCUCCUCCAAACACGGCGAGUUGAGUUAAUGCCAAAGAGCUCGAUUUUGGUCUCAUCUGACCACAACACUUUCACCCAGUCCCCCCCGGAAUCAUUCAGAUGUUCAUUGGCAAACUUCAGACGGGCAUGGACAGUGAGGGAAAAAAGUAUUUGAUCCCCUGCUGAUUUUGUACGUUUGCCCACUGACAAAGAAAUGAUCAGUCUAUAAUUUUAAUGGUAGGUUUAUUUGAACAGUGAGAGACAGAAUAACAACAACAAAAUCCAGAAAAACGCAUGUCACUGUAUACUGUAUUCUAGUCAUGGCUCAUCCUAUAUAACUACUGCUGUACAGAACUUUUCUAUUCAUAUACUGUCCAGUUGAAGCUAGAAACACAAGCAUUUUGCUGUACCUGCGAUAACAUCUGCAAAUCUCUGUACGCAACCAAUGAACUUUGAUUAGAUUUUCCCACUGACCUUAUUUGGCCAUGCUGUUUAACUGGCUACAAAUGCAGAGGAAGAAAAAACAAAAUGAUUAUAUAUACAGUACCAGUCAAGUUUGGACACACCUACUCAUUCAAGGGUUUUUCUUUAUUUUUACUAUUUUCUACAUUGUAGAAUAAUAGUGAAUACAUCAAAACUAUGGAAUCAUGUUGCCUUGAUGACAGCUUUGCACACACUCAACCAGCUUCAUGAGGAAUGCUUUUGCAACAGUCUUGAAGGAGUUCCCACAUAUGCUGAGCACUUGUUGGCUGCUUUUCCUUCACUCUGCGGUCCAACUCAUCCCAAACCAGCAUUCCAUAACUCUCCUUGGUCAAAUAGCCCUUACACAGCCUCGAGGUGUGUUUUGGGUCAUUGUCCUGUUGAAAAACAAAUGAUAGUCCAGCUAUGCGCAAACCAGAUGGGAUGGCGUAUCGCGGCAGAAUGCUGUGAUAGCCAUGCUGGUUAAGUGUGCCUUGAAUUCUAAAUAAAUCACUGACAGUGUCACCAGCAAAGCACCCCCACACCAUCACACCUCCUCCUCCAUGCUUCACGGUGGGAACAACAUAUGCGGAGAUCAGCUGUUCACCUACUCUGCGUCUCACAAAGACAUGGCGGUUGGAACCAAAAAUCUCAAAUUUGGACUCAUCAGACCAAAGGACAGAUUUCCACAUUGUCCAUUGCUCGUGUUUCUUGGCCCAAGCAAGUCUCUUACUAUUAGUGUCCUUUAGUAGUGGUUUCAUUGCUGCAAUUUCACCAUGAAGGCCUGAUUUUCAAGCAGUCUCCUCUGAACAGUUGAUGUUGACAUGUCUGUUACUUGGUCUGUGAAGCAUUUUUUUGGGCUGCAAUCUGAGGUGCAGUUAACUCUAAUGAACGUAUCCUCUGCAGCAGAGGUAGCUCUAGGUCUUCCUUUCUGUGGAGGUCCUCAUUUGUGCCAGUUUCAUCAUAGCGCUUGAUGUUUUUUGCUACUGCACUUGAAGAAACUUUCAAAGUUAACAUUUUCCGGAUUGACUGACCUUCACUAUCUUCUGUAUACCACCCCUACCUUGUCACAACACAACUGAUUGGCUCAAAUGCAUUAAGAAGGAAAGAAAUUCCACUAAUUAACUUUUAACAAGACACACCUGUUAAUUAAAAUUCAUUCCAGGUGACUACCUCAUGAAGCUGGUUGAGAGAAUGCAUUAAGCAUCUCCAAUCCAAAGUUAAAUCUAGAAUCGGCUUCCUAUUUCGUAACAAAGCCUCCUUCACUCAUGCUGCCAAACAUGCCCUCGUAAAACUGACUAUCCUACCGAUCCUUGACUUCGGCGAUUUACAAAAUGGCCUCCAACACUCUACUCAGCAAAUUGGAUGUAGUCUAUCACAGUGCCAUCCGUUUUGUCACCAAAGCCCCAAAUACUACCCACCAUUGUGACCUGUACUCUCUUGUUGGCUGGCCCUCACUACAUAUUUGUCGCCAAACCCACUGGCUCCAGGUCAUCUAUAAAUCACUGCUAGGCAAAUCCCCGUCUUAUGUUAGCUCACUGGUCACCAUAUCAACACCCACCCGUAGUCUGCGCUCCAGCAGGUAUAUCUCACUGGUCAUCCCCAAAGCCAACACCUCCUUUGGCCGCCAUCCCUUCCAGUUCUCUGCUGCCAAUGACUGGAAUGAACUGCAAAAAUCUCUGAAGCUGGAGACACUUAUCUCCCUCACUAACUUUAAGCAUUAGUUGUCAGAGCAGCUUACCGAUCACUGCAUCUGUAUAUAGCCAUUCUGAAAUUAGCCCACCCAAUUACCUCAUCCCCAUAUUGUUAUUUAUUUUGCUAAUUUGCACCCCAGUAUCUCUAUUUGCACAUCAUCUUUUGCACAUCUAUCAUUCCAGUGUUAAUACGAAAUUGUAACUAUUUUGCACUAUGGCCUAUUUAUUGCCUUACCUCCAUAACUUACUACAUUCGCACACACUGUAUAUAUAUUUUCUGUUGUAUUUUUGACUAUGUUUUGUUUUACCCCAUAUGUAACUCUGUGUUGUUGUUUUUAUCGCACUGCUUUGCUUUAUCUUGGCCAGGUCGCAGUUGUAAAUGAGAACUUGUUCUCAACUGGCUUACCUGGUUAAAUAAAGGUGAGAAAAAUAAUUAAAAAAAUAGAGUGUGCAGAUUUCCUGGAACCAAAUCAGGCCUAAUAUCUCUGACAUACAGAGAGGCACACUCACUCAUUGAGCAGCACUGUGCUUGGCUGGAGAUUGAUCAAUACUCAACUGACUUACUGUGAGAAGGACGGCACUAGUGUUUGUAGAGUGAGCUCAUCAUUCUGGAAUCUAUCAUCAUUGGCCAGUGGAAUGAGAGAGCCAUGUUUAUGGAAGUUAACAAGGUGUACCACAUCUCUUUUUUAAAGGAGCAAAAAAACAGGGGCAUAACAUUGUCUUGUGAAUGUAUAACUGACUUGAAAAUAAAAGGCAAAGCCCUGCUCAAGACUGUGUGACAUGUCUCCAAACCAAAGCAUAGGCUACAGUCAGCAUAGGAGGCCAUAGCGCCUGGUCAAAGCGGCUUUGGGGCAAAGUGGGCAGCUGCCACACUCCACUUUCAGUUUAGGGAGCAGCGUUAUACCCGUUAAAUGACCGAGUUUUCACAUGUUAUUAUAUAAUUGUCAAACCCAUUCAAAAGAUUAGGGGACAUGAUCCAGAAGUGAAGCGGAAGGGACGAUUACUUUCACUGGGUCAUUUCUCGCGGGCUGCAGCUGCUGCUGGCUGCAGCUCGUUCUAGCUAUUUAAUAAGCUAACUAAGCUACAGAAAUAACCUAACUACCUAGCAAAACGAUACAAAAACAUGAAAGACGGCUAGAUAUACUGUUGUUUAAAAAAUCAGCUGACACCCAAGUUUUAAUCCAAAAGAAGAAAGAUGAAAUCUUCAUUCAGCAGGCACUAGUUAGCUGUGCGAGUCUAGCUAGCGUUAGCUACACCUAGCUAGCUCAAUAUAUUGAAGCCAGUCACUAAAUAAAAUUGGCCGAAAAUCCGUUACUCACUGAAGUAAAGUUGUUGCUGGAGUGCUGACAAGCGUUUUUAAGCUGUCAUUUCACCAUAUUAUGAAAUAAACUUCUUCUGAGCACUUUGUUUACCGCCAGACUAGCUCUGGUCCAUGUGCGCGCAUGCAGCUUGUAUUGUAGUUCAGAUCUGAUGCAUGCACUUGGACCAGAGCAAAACAUCAGCCUACAUUUAACCUUGGUUAACCCAGAACUCAAAUCUUACGUAAAUUGGUCAGAUGCUAUGUUUAUGUUGUCUGUCCACAAGAGCUUAGCCUACAUUGAAUGCAUGAGGUGAAUACUGUGCGGGUAGGUAGUGAACUACUUUGUUGUUAAGGGCAAUAUCAGCAGUUCCGACUGUUACCUGAAGCUCUACCACUGUGGGCAUCUAUGGCAGAUUCAAGGUACCAGGGUUAUUGUGAUUCCAAAGAAAGUACUCUUGAGAUUGGUGUAGAACAGUGGAGCACUUGUGGUGUUCUGAGAGUCCUAACAAGCCUGGUAACAGUUCACCUGCACAGUGAGAGGAUAGCGUUGUCUCUGUGUUUGACAGGCAUUGCAUUUGUAGUAUUGGGCGGCCUAUUGUGGAGAUGACCUCAAGAGAUGACAUAUGACAACCCUCCUAGUAGGUGCUGUGACAUGAGCAUGUUGCAACCGCAGGGGCCUCAGUGUCCUCAUGGUGCUUCAAGAUUGGUGUGUGGUUCUGCAGCGUAUUCGUGUUCACCCCACCUCUCCAGCCUCUCCCAGGCCUCAUCAUCACUCCUCCAGGUAGCCACAGCAACAGGACUGAGACUCCAUGCUACAUCUCAGUGCGCCUGAGCACUGAGCAGAGGGAAAGUGUACCAGACUAAAUCCUAAAAUCCCAGUUGAUUAUUAAUAGCCUGGUUAAGCUGGUUUCCAGGGAGCUUAUGCCCGGCGUUUUAAACCUCACUUUUUUCUCUCUGAUCUGGGAUUGGUACCAUGCGACAGUAAUUGCUUUGGUGUCAUGUCUGACACUUAGGUGUGUCUCUCGAGGAAAUAUUACCCUCUGCUAGGACGACUCGUUGCUGUCUGUGAUAGUAUUUAUACACUGCUCAGAGAGCUGUGAUCUCAUGGAUGUAAGGAGAGAAGGCAAUGGUAUUUGAAGGAUGUGACCUGUUGAAUCUUUUAACCUCUGAUAAUCACAAUCAGGCAAAGCAUGUCGUAGUAAUGUGACAAUUCUGAAAUAAGUAUUUACAAUAUUUAGUACAGUUGGCUUCCUGUGUAAACUAAAAUGUAUUUGAUCUAAACCAGCAUUGUUUUAAGCAUUUCGAUGGCCGCCUGUUUUAUGUUGAUUCCUGUCUCCGUUCCUCAGUGUAUGCCCUCUGGGUUGUGUCCGACUGUACCCUGCCAUUUCCUGCACAGUUUGCCAACUGUUCUUUAAAAAGAAACCCCACAACUGUGCAUUCCCUUCCUUCCCACUGUGUAGCAUUUGCAUAUAACCCUCCCCAUUCUGUCCCCCUAACCUGGUUUCCUUCACUCCCUAAACCCACUUCCUCUCCCUCUCUCAUUUACCUAUCCCUCUCUCCUACUGUCCCGUUUUCUGUCCCUGGCUCCUCCUCCUGUGCUUAUCCUCCCUCUUCAUGCGUCCCAUGACAGCUAAUCCCUGGACGCUGUGGCAUUUGUUGGCCGAGUUUUAACGGUGUGCUUUGUGCUGGUUUGGAGCGGCUAUUUUUACCCCUGUCACAGAUAAUCAGGUCUCCCAUCAUUGUGCUUUGCAGGUAACCAACCUCGGAACCGGAGGAGGAACUAGUGUGUUUUCUGUUAGGACUCACACUGUUCAAGAUCUGAUCAGUGCUGUGCUAUGUCUAGAGAGCUCUAAUCUGAUCAGGCCAAUGUGUUCACCUACAAGAGAAUCAAAAUGUCUAAAAUCACCAUCAUCCUGUUAUAUUUAUUUAGCUACGGUCGUGCCCUUGUUAUACUGACAACUGAUUACUCCUCCAUGCCCUUUUGGCAACUUUCCACUGCUUUAUUCAUCAUGUACUGAAUGUUAUGAAUUUGAUAAUAAAUCAUCACCUGUUUUCUCUGUGGUGUCCUCUUUCCAGACUGCCUUUUCAAGCUGUGCCCCAUGAACAGGUACUCUGCACAGAAACAGUUCUGGAAGGCAGCAAAACCAGGUGGAAACAGCACCACUGACACAGUGCUCCUCAACAAACUCCACGUGAGUACCUCAUCUCACUGGCUUCUAUUAGAAGUUCUCUAACACAUCUGCUGCCCAUUAUGCCUACUGGUUCUCAACUGCGUGCGUUGCUGAGGUCGAGCAAAUCAUUACAAGUGAAACACUCUCCAAAUGUAUAACAUGCCAUAAACCCAGAUCUAUAUUCCAUAAAGUACUGCUUCUUAUUCUUAAUGUGUUUUUGGAGCACUACAUCUAAUUGGUGGCCAUUUGUAUUCUCUGACAUCUCAUUGUAUCCCUAUAUUUCAGCAUGCUGCUGAUCUGGAGAAGAAGCAGAAUGAAUCUGAGAACCGAAAGCUGCUAGGAACUGUCAUCCAGUAUGGAAAUGUCAUUCAGGUAUGAGCAGGAAGAGUGGGGGUGAUAAGGUAACAAGGAGAUUGAGUUUGGUAAAGCCACAAUAUAACAGUGUCAUUAAGGUUAGUGGAAAGCCUGGAGCAGAGAGGUAAUACAGCACUUCCAUAAAUGCAGCCAAUUGUCCUCCAGGCCUUAUCAUCCCCUGCAUAUUUGACCACUGAUAGUCUCCUACGCUGAAAUGAGAUCAUCAGGCCACAGGGAAACGGGUCUAAUGGACCACUAGAAGUACACACUAUAGUGUGUCAGUUGAUGUCAAGUGACAGACCCUCAACCAGAACACUAUGGUAGGAGUGAUAUCUGUCAUCUAAAAAGGAAAAACACCCACAUAUACUGUAUCUAUUUUAGGGCAGCUGUCUCCUGAACAAUAGUCCUGAACAUGCUCUCAGAAUUGUAUUGGCGGAAGUGGUACAGUAGGUCUAUGGGGUUUAUGUGUUUUAGGGGUGUGAUGACAGGUAAGGUAUUGAGGUCAGUAGGGUACAGCUAUGCUCCUCUGCCAGUGUUUGAUAUUUGCCACAGUCCUACUGUGGUAAGUGGUUACAGCACUUGAGAGCAUGCAUUGUAAACACAUGUAUCUAUAAAUGUCUGAGACAUUUCGAACUACAGUUGUCUUGUUUUUUCAAUCCCUGCUUUCUCCCUCAAAACAAACAACCACAAUCAGACAGGUUGGUUAAGGUCUAGUCUCCCAGUACCAGACAUCACACUGAAUACUUGUUUGAGGGGUCGAUGCUGGUUGACGUCAGUAGAGUAAACAUGGUUGAUUUCUUGGAUGAAAUUAUGGGGCAAAGGAGGUCAUGAGAAACAUAUUUGAACAAGGGCCUUGGAGUAUUAUAAAAAAAUUCCAGGGGGAGAAAAGUGUCCAGAAAGCAUUCAAGUGUGAUAUUUUCAAAUGGCACAUUCCUUUGGGGAUAUUCAGGAAUGGCCACUGUGCAAGUAUUUGACAUCUAACUCAAUCUCUUCCUGUAGAUAUACUCCAUAAUAGACUCAGACCGUGACAUGUACUGUAUCUGUCUAUUAAACCCCAAUAGACAAAGUAUGAGACUUCUAUAAGCAUUACAUAUUUAACCUUGAUCAAACUCUAAUAUGGGAAUGUACAUGACGUUUACAUGCACAUGAGUUUGUAACGAUGUCUGUUGUUUGCCACUCUGUUCCAGCUGUUGCACUUGAAAAGCAAUAAGUACCUGACGGUGAAUAAGCGUCUCCCUGCCCUGUUGGAGAAGAAUGCAAUGAGAGUGACACUGGACUCUGCAGGCAAUGAGGGCUCCUGGUUUUACAUCCAGCCCUUCUACAAGUUGCGCUCCCUGGGAGACAGUGUGAGUGUCCAGCCCAGUGUUGGCUUUAGUGUGGGUCAAAGGUCAGAUAGGAAGUCUGGUCAUGUCUCUAUAGAACAACAGUGAAGCCCAGACAACAGCUUUUCCAUUCAAGAUCCAUUCAUGUGAUGCUCAUUGUUGUGAUUCUUAGUUAUUGGUAAUGUUCUCUCCAGGUUUCAAUUUGUUAAUUGGUUGUCUAACAUUUUAGCAUUUAAUAAUUCAGGCUAGCUGGUCCCAGUUGUAUUUGUCCAUAGACAUCUAGGUAGAGAGUGAUUUAAGAGCCUAACAGGUAAUGAUCUCACUAAAAGUUCACCUGAAGAGUCUGGCAUGCAAGAUUCGUAAAGCUCCUGGUACACACCCUGAGAUUCGUAAAGCUCCUGGCGUCAGUGACCACAGCAAAGAUCAUUACCAUAGGGAUCUCUAGGACAGCACUCCUCUGUUGACGCUUGAUGCCGCUGAAGUUUACCUGCUUUAUAAAUAGAAGUUGUGGUGUAGAGAAUUGACAGGUUGUAAGAUUAAAUUAAUACAUCAUUUCAUAUUUUGACAUUGUGUUGGCCUCAGGGUAUGUACCGGUUUAAUUGCAAGUAGGCUACCAUAGGUCAUCAUCAUUAGCUUUAGCCAUUAGGGUUUUUCUGGCUGAUUGAUUCCUGUGCUGAUGAGAGGCCCAGUGUGGCGGCCUAGUGAUUGGUAGCCAACAUGGUCCAAUGUGUUAUCAUAUUUGCCUGGUGUUACAUAGCACCAGUCACUAGCUAUAACAACAUUGAGGAAAGAGACUUUAGGGAAAAAUGAGGAUAAUGGUUGUUUAAAAGGAAUUCAUUAUGCAGUGCUCAGACCCGUUCAGCAGUACAUCCUGUGCAGCAGCAGGACUUCACCUUGCUGUUAUGAUACCACAGCUGUUCUCUCAUAUUAUGCAAUCAACUGUUGCCAAAAGUUGAGAGCUUCUGUUUAUCUUGAAGGGCACUUUUCUCCUGCUCUAAACUGGUCUGACCCCUCACUUUAUUUCCCUGUGUGUGUCUCUGGGCUGUCAUGCGUAACAGCUCCUGGGGCCUUUGUAGAUGAGCAGAUAGCACACUCUGGAGGACACUAAUGGAUGUACAAGUGUUAUUAGUGUUUUUCUACUGGAUGAUGGGUCUGAUAAAAACAAAGACAAUCAAACUGCCUCUCUGACUGCCUCUCUGUUUGCUGUGUCUCUGAGUGUUUCUGUACAGUAAGUGUGGACAGCUGUGUGAGCAUGUGUGUGAGCAUGUGUGGAUGUGAGAUUCUGUGUAGUUGAUCAUGCAUCUCUGUGUGUAUAGUAAUGCUAUUUGAUUGCUCCCCUGUCUGUCUAGGUGGUGAUUGGAGACAAGGUGGUCCUUAACCCUGUGAAUGCUGGACAGCCCCUUCAUGCCAGUAGCCAUCAGUUGGUAGACAACCCAGGAUGCAAUGAGGUAGAAUACAUGUUUCAUCUUCAUUGUCUCCUGGGUGGAGACUGCUUGUGGAUCAGAAACCAUAUUCUCCAUUGUUGUGUAAACCAAGGUGUGCCUGCACAUUUCACUUCCUCAAAUCACAAGUAGUGUAGGUUUUAACCAUGUUGAGAACUGUGCUUUAUUGUUCAUUCUCAUGUCCUCUCAAAGAUGAGGACACAUAUUCACUGUACAACUAGCUCCUGUCUUAUGCUUGUUUCACAUAUACUAAUCAUCCCAAAACUUUAUGCGAAGAAUGGAUUGUGAAAUGGAAAUAUUGUCUUGAGUUGAUUAAGUAAGGGUUAUUUAUGCUAGUCCUAACUCCACUCUUAAAGCUCAACAGCCAUUAAGACAAAUUACUCUUCGGUUAAAGACUAAAUAAUUACUGUGCUCCUCCUUCACAGCCCUCCAAGUCUGUACAAACCCAACAUGCACAAAGACUCCCAGGCUCUAUUGUUUUUGUCACUUUUUUUAAACCAAACUUAAUGAUUGUGAAUACAUGUCUUUUAUCUCAGCUGUAUUACAGAGAAUUAAACUCAGCCUUUGACAUCCUCUUGUUUUUCAGGUGAACUCUGUAAACUGCAACACAAGUUGGAAAGUAGUUUUGUUCAUGAAAUGGAGUGACAACAAGGAGAUUAUUCUUAAAGGAGUAGGUACUCUGAUAGUUGAUUGAAAUGUAUUAGACACAAUAACACAUUAAACAGGGUAGCUGGCUCUCCUUCCCCAUGAUACUGACUGGUGUCUGUUUGUUUUGCCAGGGCGACGUUGUUCGGCUGUUCCAUGCAGAGCAGGAGAAGUUCCUGACAUGUGACGACUUCAAAAAGAAGGAGUACGUAUUUCUCAGGACUACAGGACGCCAGUCCGCCACCUCCGCUACUAGCAGCAAGGCAUUGUGGGAAGUGGAGGUGAGCAUAGGACAAGUAGAUAGUAGAUACAUGGUGUGAGUCGUGGUACACAAUCACACCACAGGAGGCUGCUGAGGGGAGGACGGCUCAUGAUAAUGGCUGGAAUGGCGUGAAUGGAAUGGUAUCAAACACAAGGAAACCAUGUUUUUAAUGUGUUCGAUACCAUUCCGUUCCAGCCAUUACUAUGAGCCCGUCCUCCCCAAUUAAGGUGCCACCAGCAGCUUGUGAAUCACACAUAUGACAGUGAUAUUUGUUGACAUGGUUACCCAAGAUCUUUGAUUGUGGAAGCCUUGCAUUGCCAUGACAUUCUGUAGGUUGUUCCAAAGCUAGUUAAGACCUGGAACGGUGAGAACCAAGUGAAACUAUGUGGGUUGUCCUGCAUCUUACAAUAUGUUUUUACGUUUAUGUUAUCAGUCCAGACGCUGUUUCUCAUGCUGUCAGGUGUUGCAUUCUUCUGUCAGGUGGUUCACCAUGACCCGUGUCGGGGCGGUGCUGGCUACUGGAACAGCCUGUUCAGGUUCAAACACCUUGCCACAGGGUCUUACCUGGCUGCUGAGGUGAGUCCCCUCAAACUGACAGUAGGCAUUUACAUGGUAGUCCACCAACAAACCACUUGCAUGGCUCAUUUGAUUUAUACCUGGGAGUAUCAUGCGCACAAUCAUCUUGCAGUACUUCAUUAUGCGAUCUGAAAGUCUUAAUGACAGGGCUUGAUUAAGUUUAAGUUGGAUUGACUUUAUAGUCAUUUAUAAGAGGACUAUGUGUUACCUCUUGCUUCCUCACAUGUUGGAGUUAAGUAUCCCAUUCUGGUUCCUGAUCUCUUUUCAGGUGAACCCUGACUAUGUGGAAGAAUGUCCUGAGCCCCGAUCCUCAGUAAGUCAACCAGAGACAACUCUAUUUCUGUGUUUCAUGUUUAAGCUGUGUUUGCUGUCUUGCCCUACCUAUUGCUGCUGAUCUGUGGUGGAUCUUGUUUCCUCUCCAGGUGGUGGAUUUUGUUCCAUUUAACUUCCAGGUACUGUGCCUGUCCUUGUGUGUUUCAUCCUCUCAAAUACUUUAUUGAUGAAUUGAGGGACUCUUUAACCAUGUUUUAAUAAUCAACGCUCUUGAAGAGAACUAACUAAACUAAAUAUUUUUCUGAUUUCCUUCAUUCGUGUCCCUCAAUUCAGGCUACUGUUUGUGUAGUGUGUUUGAGUAGUUCUUAUACGCUGGCGAAAGCUGCUUCCUGAACCCUUCAGUUUGUUCUGACCUCUGCUGCUAAAAAAAUACAUGAACAUGUAAAGCAUAGUUCAGUGAGUGCAGGUUUUUCCUUUAUUAAACCAUUCUCUAUUACCAUCUAUUAUCAUUUGAAGCUAUUUCUGUAUAUUCUGAAAGGAGAGUAUCUUUUUGUAAUAGAUUUACACAUUCAAUGGCAUUGGCAGUUGUUGUAGAGCACAACAGCAUGUCAGCAUGCCAUAUAGAUUCUCUGUAUAUGGUACUAGAGCUCACAUAUAGAUGGCAGUAUAACACCAUUACUGUGGCUGGAGUCAUUAUACAGUGUGGGAAUAUGGGAAUAUGCUAAAGAAUAUGCUAAAUAAUAUUAUUUUGGGGGGUGGAAUCCAGGGUCUGCUUUCUAUGAUUGUUUCCUACAGCUUUCAUAAAUAUUUACAAAUGAUCAAAUGUGAAAAUAUGAGGCUAAAUGCAUUAUGAAUUAGCCUUUAGAUCAGUCAACUUGACAGGAUGAGUCAACAACACAUUAUCUCUUCUAAAAGGGGAAAAUGUAUCUGAGUUGGUGUUACUCCUAUCUCAAUAUAACCUCAUGCUCAGUCUUCAUCUGAUUUGGUACUGAUAGGUACAGCAAAGGAGAGAUGUUUGGGUGGGUGUAUUUGUCUUGGGGACGUUAGGAGGGAGUUUGGUCAAUUAUUCCCGAUACCCAAUCAUAGAAUGAUAAUUUCACUCUUCUUACUGUACUGUAAAGCUGCAAAUUAGAAAAUGUCUUUAACGACUGCGGUAAUCCAAACAAUGUUGCAGUGCUUUAUCAUCUUAAUGUGAUCCACUGAUAUAGCACUGAUUUAAGCUAUUGUUGCCAUGCAAGUCUAACUAUAAACAGAUUGGAGGAAACAUGUGCAUCAUUCUUCAUGCUCUCAGCCUUGUCUGUUACACACAGUCACAGACAAUAAUAUCACUGCAUUGAAAUUAUGAACUGAACUGCUAAAUUGGGAUUUCAAUAUGAAGCUCCAUAAACUGACAGUGUCCUCUCCCUACUGUACCUGCAGUUGGACUCAGACCAUGAGGCCCUGCGAGCGCGUCUGCGGACCCCUCAAGAGAGGGUCAUGUACCAACUGGUGUCUGUCCCUGACGGCAUGGACAUCUCCUCUAUCUUUGAGCUGGACCCUACCACCCUGAGAGGGGGGGACUCCCUGGUGCCCAGGUACACAGCCAAAUAUCACACCCCUCCACACAUGCAGUACGUUCUAUGAUCUGCCUUUCAUCGCAUCUUCAAUCAACCUGGUCUAAAUAGCACGGGUGCGAUGCUUGAUACAAAUCUGUCUGGUCAGGGGAAGGGGUGGCCGUGUGUGGGGCUCUGCUUCCUCCUGUAGUGUCCAUGUCACAGGCUGCUGCUGCUGACAGUCACGUUGUGUUGACUGGAUGGGGGACCCACCAUGACAUAUGAAACUGCUGUUGAUGCGGCUGCUCUUCACACCUUCCAUUUUUUUCCUGUCUGGCAGGGGCUCUGGGCUCAGGCCCUUCGUAGGCAGGAUUAGAGCAUUUCAUAGGCUUCUGGGCAGAGACAGAGGAGGGCCCUCGGAGGUGUCUAAUCACGCAGCCUAGUUAGUCUAAGAAACCCAGGAGCAGCAUUUCAAAUUCAGAGAUGAUCAUUUCAGGGCUAUUUUAGGAUAGCUAAAGGAUGGCUGAUUGUUUGCUCUUUGAUCUGAAGAGUGAGUUUGCAGGACAGCUGAGCUCAGUGCAAUUUUGGCACUUUUGUUUUCAAAGUGCUUCAUAUUUCUAAGAAGAUGUCUCUUCUCAUGAAAAUAUCUGCGUGUGUGUGCGCCUGUGUGUGUGUGUGUUGUAGGAGGUAGCCCAGUUUGUUAACACUAGCUAAUGAUAGUCAGGAAAGUCCCGGUAUGGUUUGAAGCAGGACACCAUGGUGAUGGGGUGGACUGCAGCACUACAGACUGGAUCAGGAUAUCCAGAAGAUGUUGCAACAUGCCGUGAUUUAGUAAUGUCUCCCAGCUGAAAACAGAAGCCAGAUGUUGCAUAACCAUCCAUCCACCCCCACACCAUCAUCUGGAAGGCAUAUUUUCCCAUGAAGUAAUUUGAUCUUUCAGAGAGCCACUGCCAAAUACAUGGGAAUGAUCAGGUCCUGUCCAUAUACUACUGCAUAUACUGUAUGGGCAUCAGACAAUGUCAUAUUUAGGUGUGCUACGAGUUAUGUAUCGUUGUGCAAAUAGUUGUGAGCUUUUUUUCCUAGAUGUAGUGUGUGUGUAGUGUCUAAAGUCCUUGUGUGAGUAAAGAUGAUCAACUGGCUCGCUUUAGCAGUAGGGCAAAGGUUGUUGACAUAUACAGUGAGGAAAAAAAGUAUUUGAUCCCCUGCUGAUUUUGUACAUUUGCCCACUGACAAAUAAAUGAUCAGUCUAUCAUUUUAAUGGUAGGUUCAUUUGAACAGUGAGAGACAGAAUAACAACAAAAAAAUCCAGAAGAAUGCAUGUCAAAAAUGUUAUAAAUUGAUUUGCAUUUUAAUGAGGGAAAUAAGUAUUUGACCCCCUCUCAAUCAGAAAGAUUUCUGGCUCCCAGGUAUCUUUUAUACAGGUAACGAGCUGAGAUUAGGAGCACACUCUUAAUGGGAGUGCUCCUAAUCUCAGCUUGUUACCUGUAUAAAAGACACUUGUCCACAGAAGCAAUCAAUCAAUCAGAUUCCAAACUCUCCACCAUGGCCAAGACCAAAGAGCUCUCCAAGGAUGUCAGGGACAAGAUUGUAGACCUACACAAGGCUGGAAUGGGCUACAAGACCAUCGCCAAGCAGCUUGGUGAGAAGGUGACAACAGUUGGUGUGAUUAUUCGCAAAUGGAAGAAACACAAAAUAACUGUCAAUCUCCCUCAGCCUGGGGCUCCAUACAAGAUCUCACCUCGUGGAGUUGCAAUGAUCAUGAGAACGGUGAGGAAUCAGCCCAGAACUACACAGGAGGAUCUUGUCAAUGAUUUCAAGGCAGCUGGGACCAUAGUCACCAAGAAAACAAUUGGUAACACACUACGCCGUGAAGGACUGAAAUCCUGCAGCGCCCGCAAGGUCCCCCGGCUCAAGAAAGCACAUAUACAUGCCUGUCUGAAGUUUGCCAAUGAAGAAUGAUUCAGAGGAGAACUGGGUGAAAGUGUUGUGGUCAGAUGAGACCAAAAUCGAGCUCUUUGGCAUCAACUCAACUCGCCGUGUUUGGAGGAGGAGAAAUGCUGCCUAUGACCCCAAGAAUACCAUCCCCACCGUCAAACAUGGAGGUGGAAACAUUAUGCUUUGGGGGGGUUUUUCUGCUAAGGGGACAGGACAAGUUCACCGCAUCAAAGGGAAGAUGGACGGGGCCAUGUACCGUCAAAUCUUGGGUGAGAACCUCCUUCCCUCAGCCAGGGCAUUGAAAAUAGGUCGUGGAUGGGUAUUCCAGCAUGACAAUGACCCAAAACACACGGCCAAGGCAACAAAGGAGUGGCUCAAGAAGAAGCACAUCUAGGUGCUGGAGUGGCCUAGCCAGUCUCCAGACCUUAAUCCCAUAGAAAAUCUGUGGAGGGAGCUGAAGGUUCGAGUUGCCAAAUGUCAGCCUCGAAACCUUAAUGACUUGAAGAAGAGCUGCAAAGAGGAGUGGGACAAAAUCCCUCCUGAGAUGUGUGCAAACCUGGUGGCCAACUACAAGAAACGUCUGACCUCUGUGAUUGCCAACAAGGGUUUUGCCACCAAGUACUAAGUCAUGUUUUGCAGAGGGGUCAAAUACUUAUUUCCCUCAUUAAAAUGCAAAUCAAUUUAUAACAUUUUUGACAUACUUUUUUCUGGAUUUUGUUGUUGUUAUUCUGUCUCUCAUGGUUCAAAUAAACCUACCAUUAAAAUUAUAGACUGAUCAUUUCUUUGUCAGUGGGCAAACGUACAAAAUCAGCAGGGGAUCAAAUACUUUUUUCCCUCACUGUACUUCUAUAUUUACCUCUGUGUGUUCCUUCCUCUUCACCUCUUGACUGCAUCAUGUGUUGGCUAAAAUGACAAUAGUGUGGUUGUUUCUGUCACCAGCGCCACAUCAGAUAAGGCCUGUGCCCCCUCCCCCCAUAGUGUCAAAGCCGGCAUUGUGUCAUGUUGUCAGGUGCCUGCCUGCUGGCUACCAUUGGCAGCACCCUCCCCCUCUGCUCCCCCUCCCUACCUGAAAUAAUCCAUGUUCUCCAGGACGCUGGCAGCAAACUGGGCUUUAGGUGCGAGUCAUUAGAGUGAGUGUGGUGGAAGUAAGCCUGUUAGCCUAACGGGCCAUUACGCAACCAGGCCAAGAAUAUAGUCAGAGAAGGUGCACACACACUUAAAGCCCAACCGAUAUAUCGUUUCACCAAUAUACAGUGCCUUCAGAAAGUAUUCAUACACCUUGACUUAUUCCACAUUUUGUUGUGUUACAGCCUGAAUUCAAAAUGGAUUACAUUAUUUAUUUUUCUCACCCAUCUACACACAAUACCCCAUAAUGACAAAGUGAAAACAUGUUUUUAGAAAUUUAAGCAAAUGUAUUGAAAAUUAAAUAUCUAAUUUACAUUAAUUCACACCUCUGAGUCAAUACUUUGUAGAAGCACCUUUGGCAGCGAUUACAGCUGUGAGUCUUUCUGGGUAAGUCUCUCAGAGCUUUCCAACACCUGGAUUGUGCAACAUUUGCCCAUUAUGAAAAAACACACACAAAAAAACAUGUAUGCACUCACUAACUGUAAGUCGCUCUGGAUAAGAGCGUCUGCUAAAUGGCUAAAAUGUAAAAUUAUUAUUUUCAAAAUUCUUCAAGCUCUGUCAUGUUGGUUGUUGAUCAUUGCUAGACAACCAUUUUCAGGUCUUGCCAUAGAUUUUCAAGUAGAUUUAAGUGAAAACUCUGACACUCAGGAACACUGUCUUCUUGGUAAGCAACUGUAGAUUUGGCCUUGUUUUUUAGGUUAUUUUCCUGCUGAAAGGUGAAUUCCUCUCCCAGUGACUGGUGGAAAGCAGACUGAACCAGGUUUACCUCUAGGAUUUUGCAUGGGCUUAGCUCCUUUCCGUUUCUUUUUAAUCCUGAAAAUCUCCCCAGUCCUUAACAAUUACAAGUGUACCCAUAACAUGAUGCAGCCACCACUAUGCUUGAAAAUAUGUAGAGUGGUACUAAGUAAUGUGUUGUAUUGGAUUUGCCCCAAACAUAACACUUUGUAUUCAGGACAAAUAUGUUUUGCUUGCCAAAUGUUUUGCAGUAUUUCUUUAGUAGCUUGUUGCAAACAGGAUGCAUGUUUUGGAAUGUUUUUAUUCUAUAUAAGCUUCCUUCUUUUCACUCUGUCAAUUAGGUUAGUAUUAUGGAGUAACUACGAUGUUGAUCCAUCCUCAGUUUUCUCCUAUUACAGCCAUUAAACUGUAACUGUUUUAAAUUCACCAUUGACCUCAUGGUGAAAUCCCUGAGCGGUUUCCUUCCUCUCCGGCAACUGAGUUAGGAAGGACAUCUUUAUCUUUGUAGUGACUUGGUGUAUUGAUACAGCAUUCAAAGUGUAAUUAAUAACUUCACCAUGCUCAAAGGGAUAUUCAAUGUCUGCUUUUUUUUUUUUUAUACCCAUCUACCAAUAGGUGCCUUUCUUUGCAAGGCAUUGGAAAACCUCCCUGUUCUUUGUGGUUGAAUCUGUGUUUGAAAUUCACUGCUCCACUAAGGGACCUUACAGAUCAUUAUAUGUGUGGGGUACAGCUGAGGUAUUCAUACAACAAUUAAUUUUAAACACCAUUAUUGCACACAGAGUGAGUCCAUGCUACUUAUUAUGUGACUUGUUUAGCAAAUUUUCACAUAACAAAGGGGUUGAAUACUUAUUGACUCAAGACAUUUCAGCGUAGAAUGAUUUUUUAAUUGUAUUUUUAUUUCUUAAAACACAAGUCCACUUUGACAUUAUGGGGCAGUGGGCCAGUGACAACACAAUCUAAAUGUAAUCCAUUUUAAAUUCAGGGUGGAACACAACGAAAUGUGGAAAUGUCAAGGGGUGUGAAUACUUUCUGAACGCUCUUUAAUUGAACGAUAUUUCCCUUUUACCGUUUUUAAUCAUAUAUACAGGAUACACAAUGUAUACACCGUCCAAUGAAAUGCUUACUUGCCACAACAACAAUAAGAAACAACAAUAAGAAAUAAGAAAAGAGAAGAAUACAAACAUAAAGUUAAAUGGCUCAGUAGAAUAGAAUAAAGAUUUUAGCAUGAGCAUAAUACAGGAAGGUACAAUAUUUACACGUGUUUUUCGGAAGGAGGGAUUGGGGGGCAAAUGUUUAAAUUGUGCAGUAUUUAGUAAUAAUAUGAGUCUGGUAGCAGCAGUUGUGAGUGUGUGUGUGUGUAGCAUGAAUGCAUAUUUUUGUGUAUGUGUGGGUGUUUACAUGAGUUAGUGCAUGUGUGCUAAGGUGUGGAGAGUCAGUCCAAGUGGUCAGUCCAGUUCAAGUGUUCAGCAGUCUGAUGGAGCCUGUUGGUAUCAGACCUCAUGCUCCGGUACCGUAUGCCCGACGGUAAGGGAGUUAACAGCUUAUGGCUGGGGUGUGUGGGUUCCUUGAUGAUGCUGCAGGACUUCCUCAGGCACCGUUUCGAGUAGAUGUCCUGGACGGGUGGGAGCACGGUCCCAGUGAUGUACUGGGCCAUCUUCCCUACCCGCUGGAGGGCCUUGUGGUCGUGGACAGAGCAAUUCCAGUACCAGGCCAUAAUGCAACCUGUCAGGAUGCUCUCGAUGGUGCAGCGGUAGUAUUUGGAGAGGACCUGGGGUGGCAUGCCGAAUUUCUUCAGCCGCCUUAGGAAGUAGAGACGCUGUUGUGCCCUCUUGACAAGAGUGGUUGUGUUGUUGUCAAGUCCUCUGUGAUUUGGACACUGCUGACUCUCUCUACUGCUGUCCAGUUGAUGCGGAUCGGGGCAUAAUCUCCUUUGUUUUUCUGACGUUGAAGGAGAGAUUGUUGUCCUGGCACCACAAUGCCAUUUCACUUACCUCCUCCCUAUAGGCUGACUCGUUGUUGUUGGUUAUCAGGCCUACAACCAUGGUGUCGUCAGCGAACUUGAUGAUAGAGUUGGUGUUGUGCAAAGCCACGCAGUUGUGGGUGAACAGGGAGUACAGCAGAGGGCUGAGGACACAUCUCUGGGGGGCCCCUGUGUUAAGAGUCAGUGUGGAGGAGGUGUUCUUGCCAAUCCUCACACCCUGUGGUCUGCCAGUCAGGAAAUCUAGGAUCCAGUUGCAGAGGGUGGUGUCCAGACCCAAGGCUCUGAGCCUUGUGUCGUGCUUGGAGGGAACAAUAGUGUUUAAUGCUGACCUGUAGUCAAUCUACAGCAUUCUGACAUAGUUGUUGGUCUUGUCCAGAUUUGUUAGGGUAGUAUGAAUAGAUGUAUAGAUAUUGGCCGAUAAUUCCACCGAAAUUCGCUGAAUAGGAUGAAAAAGGCAUAUGUUCCUUUUUUCUAACUUUAUUAUUACGUUUAGGAGGCUCAAACUGUAGGUUACCACAGGAUAGUGGGAAGUCGCUUUCUCAUUAUAACCUCCCACAGACCUAGCCUCUGUCCAAAUCUGCAUGUGCUUCAGGGAAGAGAACAGAGCUGUGAAGUAACACAAAGCCAUGAAGCAGUAACUGCUCAGCUGCAGUUUUUUCCCGGUAAAACCCAGCAGUUAUUAUUUGACAUGUUCUUUGUUCAUGUUGUGUUUCUACUGUUGUGUGAGAAUCUGUGUUUGGGUGUGUGUGUGUGUGUGUGUGUGUGUGUGUGUGUGUGUGUGUUCACGCGUGUUCAAUCAUGUGGUGUUCCUAGGUGUGGAUCGAUGCUGGCCCUCAGAUCUUCAUCUUAUAUGCCAUUGGCACCUAUGCCGCCAUCUCCCAAAAAAAAGAAGACGUUUGUUUCUUCUCCAUUUAGAUUUGUUUCAUGAAAUUGUGUAAUAAUCGGUCUGUUGUCAUCUAAUGUCUGUUGUGAAUAUAGGUGAUUAUGAUUAUUGGCAUCAUAACAACGACAGGAAAAGGAGUUGGACUGCAAUUUCCAACAGAAUCACCUAUAUUUACAACAGCCCUAUUUUCCGGACAGUUUUCCCUAGACAUAGUUGUGCAAAAAAGCGACACUCGGUACCCUUAGUGUUGGCACACAAAAAAUAAAAGUGUUUGCAUUUUGGACGUAGAUGUUCAUACACUUGUUUGAGGACGUUACAGCAUGUCAUCACACCCACCAGCCCGCUGUAGCUGUUAUUACCAGCAUCUAUGCCUAAGUAGGUUUUAGGUGGUUUAAACAACAAAUUGAUACACAUGCUCAAAGAGCAAGCAUCCUGCGGGGGAGAGGCAUACAGGGCUGUCUUCUCGCUUUGUAUUGAGUAACUCAUCAGAUUAGAGCAAUGACAGUGUUGUUGUUAUUGUAGAGGUUACUACUGGGGGGAUACUACUGACUCGGCCAUCUAUGACCAUGCAGAGUGACCAUGCAGAGUGACCAUGCAGACAAUGCACUGUUAUAGAUAGUUGAGCUUGAAUCAGGAGCAGAGCAUGAGUAAUCAGUAACAUUUUAUUAUAUUAGGAUCCCCAUUAGCUGAAGGAUGGCUAAUGUCACCCCAGGAAGACUAGCUGUCGUCAUGGGGUGACAUCAGUUAUUGAGCGUCCUGUCCCGUCCUCACAGGGCUUGGUUUACAUAAUAGGACAACAACAUUUGCUCAUCCAAGUUGACAGAGCAUAGCAACGAUGGCAGUUAUACUGUAACUGGCAGGUGUGAUAACAGGGUAAACCCAGCUGGUAUUCCCCAGUAUUACCACACAUUUCUAUGAAUGUUUAAGCAAAGCUCACUUUUCAAAGCUACUGUAAGGUUGACACUGGAAAUAAUCACCUGAGGAAUUACAAUCCACAACAUUAUUUUGGAUAUAAAAGGCCUCUUAGUUGAAUUAUAUGAUAAAGAGGUAGACUACAUUUACAUUUACAUUUACGUCAUUUAGCAGACGCUCUUAUCCAGAGCGACUUACAAAUUGGUGCAUUCACCUUAUUGCCAGUGGGAUAACCACUUUACAAUUAUUAUUAUUUUAUUUAUUUUUUGGGGUGGGGUAAGGGGGGGGUUAGAAGGAUUACUUUAUCCUAUCCCAGGUGUUCCUUAAAGAGGUGGGGUUUCAAAUGUCUCCGGAAGGUGGUGAGUGACUCCGCUGUCCUGGCGUCGUGAGGGAGCUUGUUCCACCAUUGGGGUGCCAGAGCAGCGAACAGUUUUGACUGGGCUGAGCGGGAACUGUGCUUCAGCAGAGGUAGGGGAGCCAGCAGGCCAGAGGUGGAUGAACGCAAUGCCCUCGUUUGGGUGUAGGGACUGAUCAGAGCCUGAAGGUACGGAGGUGCCGUUCCCCUCACAGCUCCGUAGGCAAGCACCAUGGUCUUGUAGCAGAUGCGAGCUUCAACUGGAAGCCAGUGUAGUGUGCAGAGGAGCGGGGUGACGUGAGAGAACUUGGGAAGGUUGAACACCAGACGGGCUGCGGCAUUCUGGAUGAGUUGUAGGGGUUUAAUGGCACAGGCAGGGAGCCCAGCCAACAGCGAGUUGCAGUAAUCCAGACGGGAGAUGACAAGUGCCUGGAUUAGGACCUGUGCCGCUUCCUGUGUAAGGCAGGGUCGUACUCUCCGAAUGUUGUAGAGCAUGAACCUACAGGAUCGGGUCACCGCCUUGAUGUUAGCGGAGAACGACAGGGUGUUGUCCAGGGUCACGCCAAGGCUCUUCGCACUCUGGGAGGAGGACACAACGGUGUUGUCAACCGUGUUGGCGAGAUCAUGGAACGGGCAGUCCUUCCCCGGGAGGAAGAGCAGCUCCGUCUUGCCAAGGUUCAGCUUGAGGUGGUGAUCCGUCAUCCAUACUGAUAUGUCUGCCAGACAUGCAGAGAUGCGAUUCGCCACCUGGUUAUCAGAAGGGGGAAAGGAGAAGAUUAGUUGUGUGUCGUCUGCGUAGCAAUGAUAGGAGAGGCCAUGUGAGGAUAUGACCGAGCCAAGUGACUUGGUGUAUAGCGAGAAUAGGAGAGGGCCUAGAACUGAGCCCUGGGGGACACCAGUGGUGAGAGCACGUGGUGCGGAGACAGCUUCUCGCCACGCCACUUGGUAGGAGCGACCGGUCAGGUAGGACGCAAUCCAAGAGUGAGCCGCGCCGGAGAUGCCCAGCUCGGAGAGGGUGGAGAGGAGGAUCUGAUGGUUCACAGUAUCAAAGGCAGCAGACAGGUCUAGAAGGACAAAUGCAGAGGAGAGAGAGUUAGCUUUAGCAGUGCGGAGAGCCUCCGUGACACAGAGAAGAGCAGUCUCAAUUGAAUGACCAGUCUUGAAACCUGACUGGUUUGGAUCAAGAAGGUCAUUCUGAGAGAGAUAGCAAGAGAGUUGGCUAAAGCCGGCACGCUCAAGAGUUUUGGAGAGUGGUUUUGGAGAGACUACUAUAGUGUUUUUUUUAUAUUGUUGCUGCCCUAUGAGUUGCUCUGUCCUUUUCCCUCAGGAACUCUUUUGUGAGGCUCAGGCACCUCUGCACCAACACAUGGGUCCACAGCACCAACAACCCAAUUGACAAGGAGGAGGAGAAGCCUGUCAUGUUACGGGUGAGUGGCUGGGAAGGAUAAUAUUGUGUUACCUUUGGUCGGACUUGUAAAAUCCAUUUAUUGAAAAUAUGUUUUACACGUCCCUCUUUUAGAUUGGCACAUCAGCGGUUAAAGAAGACAAAGAGGCCUUUGCCAUAGUGCCUGUCCCCCCAGCGGAAGUCAGAGACUUAGACUUGGCCAACGAUGCCAGUAAAGUGUUGGCAUCCAUCGCUGGCAAGCUGGAGAGGGGCACUAUAACACAGAACGAGAGGAGGUAAAGUGUGUCCCAGCAGGCCUUUGACCUACUUUAUUACAUUAUCGUACAUAUCUGGUAGGUUGAAAGUCUUUUUAGAAGGUUGCUGUUGGACUUUUGACAUUUGGUAGAACAAAUGUUUCAUGUUGAGAUGAGUCACCGUUUAACGCCUGCACCAGGUAUGCCAUAGUUUUUCUCCUUUAGCUGUUGUUCCUAGCUCCUCUCUCUGGAGAGGCAGGCUGUAGGAGUUAGUGUUAUCUGGUACCUUGGUUGAACCAGUCACCUCCCUGGCCCUGUCACUCUGGUCUCUAGAUUUGUCACUAAGCUUCUGGAGGACCUGGUGUUCUUUGUGUGUGACAUCCCCAACACUGGCCAGGACGUGCUUGAGAUCAUGGUCAACAAGCCCAAUCGAGAGAGACAGAAACUCAUGAGGGAGCAAAACAUCCUCAAACAGGUACACCUCAUCAUACAGUACAGCCGUAAUAUCAUCUACAUUGGGUUUGGUUAAAUUGACCUCUCCACAUUGUCAGUUUGAGCAUCACAAUUUUAAAUUACAUAUGGAAUAAAUAUCCCUCUUUAGAUUUUCAAACUUCUCCAAGCCCCGUUCACGGACAGCGGGGAUGGUCCCAUGCUGCGAUUGGAGGAGCUUGGUGACCAGCGCCACGCCCCCUUCAGGCAUAUCUGCAGGCUCUGCUACCGAGUAUUACGGCACUCCCAACAAGACUACAGGAAGAACCAGGUCGGUGUGCAUAAAUUAUUGAUUGAUGUUGCAUCAGACGCACAGAUGCAGACAUUUUUUAGUUAAAAGGCUAUGUUUACUUGACCUGUUAGUUGUACGUUAGAAUGGUGCCGACCCUCUGACUCCCCCUCUACAGGAGUACAUAGCCAAGCAGUUCCGCUUCAUGCAGAAGCAGAUAGGGUACGACGUUCUGGCUGAGGACACGAUAACGGCCUUGCUCCAUAACAACCGCAAGCUCCUUGAGAAACACAUCACGGCUGCUGAGAUUGACACCUUCGUCACUUUGGUCAGGAAGAACCGGGAGCCCAGGUGAGAUGAAGAGGAGGGGCGAUAGGAUGGGGGCAAGCCAUGGGCCUGAUACAGAAGGUUGUUUGGGUGGAGGUUUCUUUGUACAGCACCAGCCAGGGAAUGUAGUAGAUGUAAAUGUAAAUGUAGAUGUAUUCAAAUGUAUGCAUGAGGAUAUUAGAGGAAGGGAUUUGUGUGGGUCCGUGGCACUGGAGGUAAUUGCUGUCAUUAGAGCUGGCAAGCUCCAGUCAUGCCAUAUUCUACUGGCCAUAUGAGAAACAUGCUGAUCCAAGGGUCUGGAUAUAGAGGGCUUUUACUGGAAUCUGAUGGAGCUGGGAGGGGGACUGGGACUGAGCCUGAAUAAGCCUACUCUGGGAGCCUAUAGUGUGGCUACUGGCAGCUGGGCCUGUACAUUGACAAUCAAUCCCUUUCUCUUUGUCCCUUAUCUUCAGGUUUCUGGACUACCUGUCUGACUUGUGUGUGUCCAUGAACAAGUCCAUCCCAGUGACUCAGGAGCUCAUCUGUAACGCCGUGCUGGACCCUUCCAACGCAGACAUCCUUAUCGAGACUAAGUAAACCCCCCUUGAUAUGAUGAUCAUCACUUUUUUUUUUACCCUAGCACUGAAAACAUGCGCGUGGGUGUGUGCAUGUGUUUGAACAUUGAUCUGAUGAUUUCUAAUUAGAUUGGCUCAAUUGCUGUUAUUAGUAAUGCUGUCGAUUUUAUGAAAACAAAACACAGAUGUGUGUUUCAGUAUUCAUUCUUUUCUGCAGUUACUUUGUUGACUGUCUGUUUUAUUUUCCGCCGACCAGGCUAGUGCUGUCGCGCUUUGAGAUUGAGGCUGUAACAAUUGGGGAGGCUUCCGUGGAAACGGAGGAGGAUGAAGAGGAGGUGUGGCUCUUCUGGAGGGACAACCUCAAGGAGAUCAGGAGCAAGAGUGUCAGAGAGCUGGCCCAGGACGCCAAGGAGGGCCAGAAGGAGGACCAGGAGGUGGUCAGCUAUUACAGGUCAGGGAUCAGGGCCUUACAGGGUUCACAAUGGGUUUUGGUUGGAUAGUUAGUGUUAUGACAUGUUUGGAUGUACAGCAUGUAGAAGCAUAUGCGACAGUAGUUUGAUUGUCUAUUUGUAGGCCUGCUUUCAGACUACAGCCCUGACCAGAUGUUAAAGUAUGUUCCUCUCCCCCUGCAGGUACCAGCUGAACCUGUUUGCGCGGAUGUGUCUGGACCGUCAGUACCUGGCCAUCAAUAAGAUCUCUGGCCAGCUGGACGUGGACCUGAUCCUGCGCUGCAUGUCUGACGAGGACCUGCCCUACGACCUGCGCGCCUCCUUCUGCCGCAUGAUGCUGCACAUGCACGUGGACCGCGACCCCCAGGAACAGGUCACCCCCGUCAAGUACGCCCGCCUCUGGUCCGAGAUUCCCUCCAAGAUCGCCAUCGGCGAGUGAGUGGGGUUUAUGAACGUGUUAUUAGAGUCCUAUCAGAGAUAUUCAACAUUACCUGAGCUCAUCUAUAGGCUACCUCUGAGCCUUUACACAAUAAUGUUCUCUCCCUUUCUAAGCUAUGACAAUGAUGGGACAACCAGAGAUGAGAUCAAGGAGAGGUUCUGCCUGACCAUGGAGUUUGUGGAGAACUACCUGAUGUCUGUGGUGUCUCAGAACAUCCCUUUCGAUGACAGAGAGAAAAACAAGCUCACCUUCGAGGUAGGUUUCCCUGGAAACAGCAUGAUGUCAACCAGACAACUUUACUUCGAGGUAGGAAUGCAUAAUGUAUAUGUGGAGAAUUGACUCCCCUCCUUUUUCUCUCUUAUCUAUGAAGGUAGUGAACCUGGCAAGGAACCUCAUAUACUUUGGCUUCUACAACUUCAGUGACCUGCUGCGACUGACUAAGAUCUUAUUGAACAUCCUGGACUGUGUUCAUGUCAGCACCAUAUACCCCGUCACCAAGCUGGAGAAGGGAGAGGAAAAACAAGGUGAACAGCACACUGCUGCCUGUCUGUUACCUGUCUGUAUUGGUUGUUACUGAUGUACUGUAAUUGAGGCGCGCUCUCUCUCUUUCUCAAUACACCUCCCUUUUAUGAGGAAUCAUGGUGGAGUUGAUAAGGUUUGGUUAAUGUGUUGUGUGUGAGUAAGUGCCCCAUUUCAACUCUGAGGUGUGUGUCCACAGGCAGUAAUGUGAUGAAGUCUAUCCACGGGGUGGGGGAGCUUAUGACCCAGGUUGUCCUCAGAGGGGGGGGCUUCCUCCCUGUCACCCCCACCCACCAGCCGGAGGAGGGCGUGGUCAAGACCCAGACAGAGCCAGAGAGGGAGGACAUCAUGGUGAUGGACACCAAGCUCAAGAUCAUCGAGAUCCUCCAGGUAGCUCCUGCCCCUUUCAUCUGGCCUUUCAUAUAGAUUGUCUGAUGUUGUAUCCAAUUAUCACGGCUUUCAUUUCCCAUAGUAUCAAAUAACGUUUUAUACAAAAUCUAGGACAUAUUUUUCUCUGUAUGAUUAUUCUUAGUGGUGAGCUCUAAAGCCUGGUGUUUUAACUAAAUGGUGCGUUCUGUUCCUGCCCUCUAGUUCAUUCUGAAUGUGCGGCUGGACUACAGGAUCUCCUGCCUACUCUGUAUCUUCAAGCGGGAGUUUGAUGAGAGUAACCCUCAGGGUGAUGCUACACCAUCUAGUGCUAGUCAGGAUGGAAAUAAUAUGACAGGUCAGCAUGCUGACAGCCAAAGCCAUGCCUUUUUUCUUACUGAUUUUACCCUCAAGCUACUGACCCUACAGACAUACCACAUGUCUUAGUAUUUGUACUCAAUGUUUCUUUUCAGAAUUAUACAAUUAAUGUAUCAAAAGGGCUUCACAAUAAUGUAAAUGCUUCAUUUGUUUUGUUAGGGACGCUAGAUUUUGAGAACAUUGAGGAGCAGGCAGAGGCGAUCUUUGGAGGAAGGUAAACCCUCUCAUUUCAAAUCUUGAGACAAUAGAAUGCAGUGUCAGUGUCCAUAAUAAAACUGUAGUAACACUGUAUUAACAAUGGCGUAGGUCUUAUGAAAGUAUCCCCAGUGUCUGAGCCUGUUGUGUUGUCCUGCAGUGAGGAAAACACCCCUCUGGACCUGGAUGACCAUGGAGGGAGAACCUUCCUGAGGGUGCUGCUACACCUCACCAUGCAUGACUACCCUCCCCUGGUGUCUGGGGCUCUUCACCUGCUCUUCAGACACUUCAGCCAGAGACAGGAGGUCCUCAUGGCCUUCAAACAGGUAGACCACCGCCCAAACCCACAGGCUCCACAGGCUCCACAGCCACAAGAACACACAGGUCCUCUGUAUCAUUGCUCCUCACACUCAUCAAUAAUCGUAUCUUUAGUUAGAAAGUAAUCUUAUGAAUUAGCAGCAGUCAUUGGAUUAUAAGGUGCUUGAAGGCCUAGCUUGCUGUGAAUAUUCAACUUUAGUCUACAUUCAGUUAUACCCCUUCCUCUUCCCCUUAGGUCCAGCUCUUGGUGACCAGCCAAGACGUGGACAACUACAAGCAGAUCAAGUCAGACCUGGACCAGCUGCGCUCCAUUGUAGAAAAGUCUGAGCUGUGGGUUUACAAGAGGCAGGGGGACGAUGACGGAGGGGACGGACCCUCGCAGUCCGACCAUAAGAAGAAGGUAUUGUUUCAACUUCCCAUUGGUUAUGCUUCACAUGAAUAUGAACAAGCUCUCAUUCUAACUCGGUCCAUGUGCAGGGGGAUUCAGGCGGCUCAGACAAAAAGAAGACGGAAACCACCAGCAGUUACAAUUACAGGGUUAUGAAAGAGGUAACAUCUUCUUAAUUUUCUCUCAUUGUUCCAUCACACACUGUAAGGAGUCAUUGCCUUCACCCGUUUAGAUACGGUCAUUGAUCAGAUAUGAAUGAGGCAGUCAGUCUCUGAGCCCCUUCUGUCAUCCCCUCUGUUCAGAUCCUGCUGCGGCUCAGCAAGCUGUGUGUCCAGGAGGGAGCGUCAGGGAAGAAGAGUAAGAAGCAGCAGCAGAGACUACUGAGGAACAUGGGAGCCCACAGUGUGGUGCUGGAACUACUGCAGAUCCCCUAUGAGAAGGUACUGGAAGAUAGGAUGGGCCAGACCUAUACUCUCAUCACCUCAUGCGUUAGAGAGAGCGACUAAAAAGGCAUGAAGCAAGCAAUAGAGGAUGCAUGUCAUAGACUUGGACAAUUACGAGGUCAACAAUGACAUUUGUGGAAGGUUUGAAUGAAAACUGCAGCUUUUUGGUUGUGUGUCUGUCUGUACUUGUGAUGAACACUUUAGGGUGAGGAUGUCCGCAUGCAGGAGAUCAUGAAGCUGGCCCAUGAGUUCCUCCAGAACUUCUGUGCAGGGAACCAGCAGAACCAGAUCCUGCUGCACAAGCACAUCAACCUGUUCCUCAACCCAGGGGUGAGUGGACUCUCCUCGGGCAAGGGUUGGCGCUGGGCUGGGAAGAACCAGUGGUACUCCAUCAUUCCCAUGCCAAUAAAGCAGCUAGUUUAAUGCUUCUCUUUCUCCUCAGAUUCUGGAGGCAAUCACCAUGCAGCACAUCUUCAUGAAUAACUUCCAGCUGUGCAGUGAGAUCAACGAGCGCGUGGUGCAGCACUUUGUCCACUGCACCGAGACGCACGGCCGCCAUGUUCAAUACCUCAAAUUCCUGCAGACAAUCGUCAAGGCCGAGAACAAGUUCAUCAAGAAGUGUCAGGACACCGUCAUGGCUGAGGUGGGACAGCAUAAUUGCAGUGCACGCAUGAUUAUAAUGCAAAUGAAACACACUAUGCAUUUCUGUAAUAUAAGCAUGCAAUACUACCCAAACAAAACAUGCAUUCAAAUCUAUAAAUCAAAUCUAUACAUUUUACCUCUUUUAACCUGUGCCCCCGCACGUUGACUCUGUACCAGUAGCCUCGUUACUGUUAUUUUAUUGUUGGUUAUUUUUCUUUUUUUCUUUUUUUUUCUUUAUUGUUUGCUUCAGUUUAUUUAGUAAAUACUUUAACACACAUUUUUUUCUUAACUGCAUUGAUGGUUAAGGGCUUGUAAGCAUUUCACUGUAAGGUCUACACCUGUUGUAUUCGGCGCAUGUGACAAAUACAGUUUGAUUUGAUUUUGAUUUGAUAUCGUGUCAGUAGCAUUUGAUCAGUGCAUCUGUCUUCCUUCUGCUCAGCUGGUGAACUCAGGCGAGGACGCGCUGGUGUUCUACAAUGAUCGCGCGUCCUUCCAGACCCUGGUCACGAUGAUGCGCUCAGAACGGGACCGCAUGGAUCAGAACAGUCCUCUGAGGUACCACAUCCACCUGGUAGAGCUGCUGGCUGUCUGCACGGAGGGAAAGAACGUCUACACAGAGAUCAAGUGUAACUCUCUGCUGCCUCUGGACGACAUAGUGAGGGUGGUCACCCACGAGGACUGCAUCCCUGAGGUGAGUGAAUGUCGGUUGGGCCAACAGGCAAGCAGGGUAGACUGCCGGAAAGAUAUGAUGAGCCCUAUUUGUAUAAUAUGGAACUCAUCUGAACAGAUGCUUCUUGAAGCAAGUUAGGCUAAGUUAUCAUUCUGGGCUCUUGAGAAUAAUGAUGUUCUGUACUUAGGCAACUCUAAAGUUGUUAAAGGUCAACUGCCCCUUAGAACCAACUUUUCUGAUUUUAAACUGCCUAUGUGGCAUAGAUAUGAGUCAGAAAAAAUUAUAGUGUCAAAAUUGACUGCAAAGUGUAAAUAGGAUCAUUUUGGUCAUAAAGUCAGUCUCGUCUAAAACAGAGUUUUGUAAGUGAGUUCGUCACUACUACUGGAGUGUUGGGUAUGGAUUACGAUCAUUCCCACUUGCCCAGUUCCCACUAACUCGAGAGAAGCAGCUGUGCUGAUUGCGCUCUAUCCUAUUCUAGCAGCCAGAACCUCCAGGAAGUGAGACAGACCUUGCUAUUACGCAGUGCCUCAGACUUGUUUACAUAAGACAACACGUCACCAAUGUUAUGUUGAAUAACCCUUGGCCCUAAGCCCUUGAUGGAGUGGCCACUUGGUGAUGUGUUUGAUAGUGUCAAUGACUCGAGUCUGCCACUUUUUGGGGACAAAAUUUGAAUUGAGACAAUCAGAGCACACUUGUAUCCCAACUGCAACCUGUCAAUGUUCCAAACCCCAGGCAUUCGCAAGCAUCUUGUGUCUAUUUUUUAACAUGAUUCUCUAUGAAACGCUGCCAGACAGAUGCACACUCUGGUAAUAGAUCGUGAGAAAGUUGUAAAAAACAAAACGGCACCGAAGCACACACGUUGCCACUCCCCAGUGACUUGAUAAGCUGAUUGUGGCCUGGCUGCUCAAUGUGCCUGCUAGCUACUACUUGCUAGCUUCAUUGACAAUCACAGAGUUGAAACUUAGCUAGCUGCCAAGUGAUUUUGGGAACUGAUAAACAGCGUGUAGCUUGUGCUUUAUUUACGAUAGUUUGAAAGCUUGCAGAUGAUAUUAUAGACGUGUUAUUGUUCUCAGAAAUCAGUCCUAAGUGCGUAGCCAGACCUUCUCGACUCGAUAGACUGUAUGGAGUGCACUGACUAGUUUUUCAUGCACAUUUUUUUACUUGAGAAAUACUGCACCAAACACCUAAGUUAGACCUCCUCGGCAAAAAUGUCUAAAUUUUAAUUACAGAUUUCUUGAUUUAUCUUAGAUUAAUAAGAGAGCUGUAAAAAUAAAUGUUUUGUCAUACCCGUCGUAUACGGUCUGAUAUACCACAGCUGUCAACCAAUCAGCAUUCAGGGCUUGAACCACCCAGUUUAUAAUAUGCAAACAUUACACACCCAUAUCAAAGCCCACCACCAAGACUCUCAUUUGGCUUCUCCUUUGGCUUCAGGCCUCUAGCAUUUCUUAAUGAGCAAUCUUCAAAACGAGGCCAAUUCACAAAGUGCCGUCGCCCUUUAAUUCUGACCUUUCUCUCCAGGUGAAGAUAGCCUACAUCAACUUCCUGAAUCACUGCUACGUGGACACAGAGGUGGAGAUGAAGGAGAUCUACACCAGCAAUCACAUGUGGAAGCUCUUUGAGAACUUCCUGGUGGACAUAUGCAGGGUAAAUAAUCACACAUCUUAUGGCUAGUCAAUAGACAUGCAGGUGACAUAUUACUGAUAGCUUGUUGAUAGUUUGUUAAGCAUUCUACAGGGAGACUCUCCAAAUAAAGUGUUACGGUUUUCCCCAGGUUUUCCAGAAAUCCCAGUUGGAGCAUUCCCAGAAUGAGGAGGGAAAUAGCAGGGAAUCUGGAACCUCCAACCAGGGUUUAUGGAAAACUGGGGAAUUUUGCAACCCUUAUUUUUUCUUCUGGGAGAGUCAUGCUGAGAGACAGUGUGUUAUGCUGAGAGACAGUGUGUUAUGCUGAGAGACAGUGUGUUAUGCUGAGAGACAGUGUGUUAUGCUGAGAGACAGUGUGUUAUGCUGAGAGACAGUGUGUUAUGCUGAGAGACAGUGUGUGAUCACAGCCUGGUGGAGUAAGGAUGUUCUGUCCUCUUUUUUUUUCUGAGGAUGCAAAUCAAAUUAAAUUGUAUUUGUCAUAUGCAGAAAACAACAGGUGUAGACCUUACCGUGAAAUGCUUACUUACGCGCUCUUAACCAACAAUGCAGAGUUUUAAAAUGGUAAGAGAAAUGUGCUAAAUAGGAAAACAAUAAAAUAAAAAUAGCGAAGCUAUAAACAAGGGGUACCGGUACCGAGUCAAUGUACAGGGAUACGGGUUAGUCAAGGUAAUUGAGUUAAUAUUUACAUGUAAGUAGGGGUAAAGUGACUAUUCAUAGAUAAUAAACAGAGAGUAGCAGCAGCGUGUGUGUGUGUGUGUGUGUGUGUGUGUGUGUGUUGGAGUGUCAGUGUAGUAUGUGUGAGUGUGUGGUUAGGUCCAGUGAGUGUACAUCGAGCCUGUGCAAGAGAGUCAGAGCAACAAAUCAUAAUAAAAUAAGGGGGUCAAUGUAAAUAGUACAGGUAACCAUUUGAUGAACUGUUCAGCAGUCUUAUGGCUUGGGGGUAGAAGCUGUUAAGGAGCCUUUUGGUCCCAGACUUGGUGCUCCAGUACUGCUUGGCAUGCAGUAGCAGAGAGAACAGUCUGUGACUUGUGUGACUGGAGUCUUUGAAAUGUUUUAAGGGAAGAAGUGUGAUCCAGUGAACCAUGUAUAUCUGUGUCUGCUGUCUGUAGGUGUGCAACAACACCAGUGACAGGAAGCAUGCAGACACGGUUCAUGAGGGAUAUGUGACAGAGACGGUCAUGAGCAUCGUCACCACCUUCUUCAGCUCGCCCUUCUCUGACCAGAGCACCAGUCUGCAGGUAACCACGGCUACAAAACAACACAUUACUUAAAUAACCACCAUAACACACAACAUGUCACAAUCCAAGCAGUUUAAUGAUGGAUAAUCUGCGUUGUCAGGUGAAAUCUGGUUAUCAAUAAUUUUCUGUUGAUAGUGAUAUGUGUUGACUUAUCGUUUCAUAAUGGGCAUUUAUGAAUUAUUUGUCUGUGUGGAAGAAACAUUAUCCCCAAAGGCUCAACACACUUACAUUUAUCAUGUAACAUAUUACAUUUUGCUUCAAAUAGGUGGCGCGUCAAGUGUAUGUAAGUAUGGGUAAAUGUCCGGCUGUGGUUUGUUUCGUGUCCCCUGGGUGUGUUCCUUACCAGCACUCCUAGACUAGCAAUACAUUUCGUAUGGAACUGAGUCAGCACUUUCCAAGAACCCUUCACAGAUGCUGGUGUCUUUAGUCCUCCCCUGAGUUCCUUCCCAGAUCUUUGUUUCGCAAGAUGACAUCACUGCUGGGAUGUGGUUGCAAACAGCAAGUAGAGAAUGGUCAAUCACUCUGGUCUACUGUAGCCUAAAGAGGUUGGGAGGUGUGCCGUGUGAUGGAGUAGCCCACUGCUUUUCUUGAAAGACUUGUCCACUUCACUCAAUGGCUUUUACAACCACUCCUGGCGUAGGCUAGUAAUACCAAUGCUAGAUUAGCCUGUUAGGAAUUGGGUUUCCUGUUUUGCAGGAAUAGUUUCACUCCCAUUAGACCUUAUUAGGAUUUGUUUCUCUCGUAGUUAUUUUCUCACUCUUAAAAACCAUCCCACAUCCCCAUACACUUACAGUAAUACACAUGUACACAAUUUAUGUGAAGCGCCGAAUGAUAAUAUUAAUUACCUUCUCUCCCAUGACAGGCGAGCGUUCUGGGAAAGAUAACCGAGGUAUAUGUUGUGCUGUAGGUUUGUGUUCAGCUUGCUUACAGGGUGUUGUUAGGUCCUGGUGGUAGUGGUGAUACUGUAUGUAUUAGACAUUGGUGCAUUAGGCCUGGUUGGGACCUGAGCUGUUUCUGGUGAUAACCAACAGGCAUACUAGAAGUGUUAGACCCUCUUACCUACUGUAGGUGUAUAAUAUAAAACGCUUUGAAACAGAAUACAUAAAUUAGCAUUCAGGUAAUACCUUUCAAACUUUUCUCUGGUUUCUCCCUGCUGAACAUGACCCGUUUGUGUCUGAGAGCACCCUCACAUUGGUGAAACUGGGUUUCAGAGAUAUGGUCUGUGAUAAACCACAAAAGCCUUUGUUGAUCACCACUGGGGAUGUUAGAUUUGGCUAAUGUGUAGCCUCUGACUCAUCUUGUGACGUCUUCUCUCCUCACAUAUCUUCUCUACUUUCUUCCUGUCUGUCUCUAUCGGCUCUCUAUCUCUCUCUCGCUCUCUCUCUUUUUCUCUUUCCCUCAGACUCGCCAGCCGGUGUUCGUUCAGCUCCUUCAGGGGGUGUUUAGGGUGUUCCACUGUAACUGGCUCACCCCCACUCAGAAGGCCUCAGUUGAGGCCUGUAUCAAGGUGCUGUCUGAUGUGGGUAAGAUACCUGCACUUGGCCUCCAACUGUUGCCCAAACACUGUCUUGAUAAAGUGUGAGAAAUAAAUCCAAUGAGCUCAUUUUAUCUAUCAUCUAAAAAAUAUAUAUAUAUAAUAUUUCAACAACUUUUUAAACUAUUGUUAAACGAGCACCCCUCUUAAGUUCGCAUCCUGCUGUUUCAUUGCACACAGCCAAGAGCAGAGCCAUUGCCAUCCCUGUGGACCUGGACAGCCAGGUGAACAACCUGUUUGUCAAGUCCAACAACGUGGUCACCAAGUCCAUCCUGAGCUGGAGGCUCUCAGCCAAGAAUGCCCCCAGGAGGGACUCCGUCACCACGUCCGUCAGCUACAGGAACAUCAUAGAGAGGCUACAGGUGAGACUUCAUAUUGACCACGUCCAUCAGCUACAGGAACAUCACAGAGAGGCUACAGGUGAGACUUCAUAUUGACCACGUCCGUCAGCUACAGGAACAUCACAGAGAGGCUACAGGUGAGACUUCAUAUUGACCACGUCCGUCAGCUACAGGAACAUCACAGAGAGGCUACAGGUGAGACUUCAUAUUGACCACGUCCGUCAGCUACAGGAACAUCACAGAGAGGCUACAGGUGAGACUUCAUAUUGACCACGUCCGUCAGCUACAGGAACAUCAUAGAGAGGCUACAGGUGAGACUUCAUAUUGACCACGUCCGUCAGCUACAGGAACAUCACAGAGAGGCUACAGGUGAGACUUCAUAUUGACCACGUCCGUCAGCUACAGGAACAUCAUAGAGAGGCUACAGGUGAGACAUCAUAUUGACCACGUCCGUCAGCUACAGGAACAUCAUAGAGAGGCUACAGGUGAGACUUCAUAUUGACCACGUCCGUCAGCUACAGGAACAUCAUAGAGAGGCUACAGGUGAGACUUCAUAUUGACCACGUCCGUCAGCUACAGGAACAUCACAGAGAGGCUACAGGUGAGACUUCAUAUUGACCACGUCCGUCAGCUACAGGAACAUCAUAGAGAGGCUACAGGUGAGACUUCAUAUUGACCACGUCCGUCAGCUACAGGAACAUCAUAGAGAGGCUACAGGUGAGACUCAGGAAUAUGUUGAGGAACUAACGUUUACUGUAGCUUUGCAUCUAACAGUGGGUUCAAGUGUAGUUCUGACAACAUUUGAUACAGGGAAUCAGUUUCAUUAGGAUUUUGAAUUCAAUAACAUCCUGCUUCUGUUGUUGGGGAAAUGACCCAUGACUUCAGGUGCUGAGGUUUUGGAACUCCAGAUCAAUUGGCCAAUCCAGAAAUGGAAUGCAUGGAAGUGCAAUAGUAAAAUGAAAGACUUGUAAUUCCCAAGAAAGUUAACGCUAAGUUUGUUGCAAUUUCUUUGCAGCCACCAUACUGUUUACAGUAACUCUACCAGAAUCCCUCCCUCCUUCCCUCCCUCCUACACAAGUCCGUGUCUACAUCAACAGACAGUAUGGUGCAACUGUAUCGGUUUGCAUAUUUCCAUGGAGUUGAUGAUGACUCUGACUCAUGGGGAUAUGUAGCGGGGGUGAGGGGAGCGGUAUUGGUCUAUUUUAAUGGAGGUUUUUGGUAAACCAUGGUUCACUUCUGCUUUUAUACAUUAGUCGAGUGAGCAGUCUGAGACAAUAAGGUCACAGAAUUCACCAGCAUGUUUUUUCAGCUUCCCUGUACCCUGUUUGGGCAGGACUUCAACAGUAGGGGCUGGCACCCAGGCACCAAUCUCAUAGAGACAGUUCAGUUGGGAUCAGUCUAGAACUACCCCUGGUUUAACACUCAGUGUGCCAAUGCCCUGAGUUUGCCUGUGCCCUGUUUGUGUACUAUCUCUGUUCUGUUACCCCUCUAACCGUGCCUGUCCUCUGCUCUGCUUUGUGUUGUAGGACAUAGUGUCAGCCCUGGAGGACCGUCUGCGUCCAUUGGUCCAAGCUGAGCUGUCUGUCCUGGUGGACGUGCUGCAUCGCCCUGAGCUGCUGUUCCCGGAGAACACAGACGCCCGCAGAAAAUGUGAGAGCGGUGGCUUCAUCUCCAAGUAAGACUCCAGUACCCACAAACCACGGCAAGCCACCCACUUCCCUGACAAGUUUAAUAACAAUCGACCUGCCUCUUGCCACGUCCAGUGAUGAACCACAGUCUCCAAUUUUCUUUGAAAUGUAGCCAUUUCUUCCGAAGCAGUUAUAGACCAAAUAAGGGUUAAUCCACUAGAAAAUGACCUAGCUGUAUUUUGACUGGAAAGUCUGUACAGUCUCCUGAUACUGUCUCAGUGUUGAGGAAUGCAUUGUGUUAACCUGAUGCAGCUCUUUCAUACUGUACCUGUUGUACUGUAUCUAGAGUUGGGACACAUUUCCCAUGUAAGUGUACACAGUAACUGAAUUCAUAAUUGAGCAGGGCGUGCCGCUCCAAACAGGCUAAGUACGGUAGUGACCCAGGGCUUUGUUUUCACAUGUCCUACCCUGAGCCUGCUGGAGCUCUGGCUCCCUCAAACAGUGCUCCCUCCCUCCCUCCCAGCCUGCCUUCCACACACAGGCCAGGCCACUCCUGUGUGUGUUGUGCUUGAUAAGGGCUGAGAUUGGAAAAUAGGGCGUGAGUGUGGGUGUCUGUGCUCUUUGAACAGGUGCCGGCUCAGGGAUUAGCCUACUGUAAAGGGCCGCAGGGAGGGGGGAUUCAUGUGUGGAAUAGCACGUGAGACACCACCAGUUCACACUGAUUCAGGACACUGACUUACAGUACAAAGGCAAUACAGUACAGUACUAGCCGCAAUGUGUAGAAUACAAUGGGACCUUUAUGGAAAGCCUGUAUGCCAGGAGGAGAUUAGGUCUACAGGAAGAGAUUGGGUCUACUGGUUUUCAUUGAAGCUUCAGCACAUAACUCGUAUACAGGAUUGAUAAUUUGGACUGAAAGGCUCCUAACCACGAAUACAGUAAAAUACAGCACCUGAUUGACAGCUCUAAGACCCACGUGAGGUCAAUCUCUAGCCAACCAUUUUACACGUGAGGUCAAUCUCUACCCAAACAUUUACACCCAAUAAUAAAUGAAGCCAAUCAAUUAGGAUUAUGUCAAGAAGACAUUUACCCUCAUCUCUAAACUACAAGCUUAACAGUAAUUACUGUAGUAGAAGCUCUCUGAAAUCAGGGUUUGUUACCAUUGAAGUGUUUUUGUUGUUGUUGUGGUAUACAGUUCUGUACAGUGCAGUAUGUGUGAUCCACAUGUCCCUGUCCUCUGACCUCUGACCAGGCUCAUCAAACACACCAAGCAGCUGCUGGAGGAGAACGAGGAGCGGCUGUGUAUCAAGGUGCUGCAGACUCUGAGGGAGAUGAUGACCAAAGACCGUGGCUAUGGGGAGAAGGUAGCUACCUACACUAAUAUGGCCCUUUUUACCACCUCACAAUACUCACCUGGUUCUCUCUACACUGGGGUUUAUCAUGAGAGGAAACAGAGUGCUGCUAGGAGGCCUAGUAUUCUGUAGCUCUUUGCAGAGGUCAGUGCAGAGGUCAGUGCAGAGGUCAGGGGUUAAGAGCAAAGAUGGAGUUGGAGGUUCAGUUUUCCUCUGCUGCCCUGUGCCCUCCCCCAGAUGAUACUGGGUGUACAUCAGGUCUGUGAUGGAUGGGAUGAGUCUUUUGGUUUGGUUUAUAACCUACAGUAGCAGUUGCCCUUCUGCAGGAAUAAGAUGCCAAGGGUGUGUGUAUAUGGUAUCCUCCAUGCUAUUCAUAAUCACACACUGAGACAUUCAUAAACAACAACAGAUCAGCGUCCCUCUGAAAAUGACGUGUCCAUGUCUGGCUGUUGGGGAUAGAUAAUGUACACACGUUAACAGUACCAGCAUGCUCUAAUUUAACUUAAACACUAAUACACCAUAAACACUAAUACACCAUUUAUGUGCCAAUGACUCUCUGUACUAAUCUCUGAUUAAAGCCCUUUGUUCUCUCUGCUGUUCUGUUGAUACUGACCACUGCUUUGAGAUGUAGUAACCUGCGUGUUUUUACUAACUGGUUAACUGACAUGGUGUGUGUUUCUGACCGACUGUUUGUCUGUUUCCAGCUGCCUCCCCUCUUCCUAACCCAGCUCUACUAACUCUGCCUCAAUACUCUUCUCUUCCAGCACAUUGCCUUUGAUGAUGAGAUGGAUGUGGCUGAGGUUGAUAAUUUUCCUUCUUUCGUUUGAUUUCUGUCUCAUGCUAGUGGUGUAGCUAGAUGCGCCUGUGCAAGAAGUUUUGCUGUCUUAUGUGCUGCUGACCCCAGUGAACUCUUCCCCAUGCUCUCUCUGUGCCUGUCAGAGUAGCUGCCAGUUGCCGUGUGUUGUACUGUGUAACUGUGCCACCACUAGCAUGCUAAGCACUGUCUGGUACUGUUGCAAGCUUGCCAUACUGCUAUGUGUCUUUAUUGUAGUCAUCUGCUUGAAGUUUAGUUGCUGGUCGUGGUAUACUGAGAGGCACACUUAUAUUGUAUGAGUGUGUCAGAGGUAGUGUGUCUUUUCAGACUGGACUUGCACAUUGUGAAUCUUUUAUUUUAGGAAAACGUGCACACAGAGUGUAAUGACAGACCACAACGCACAAUUUCAAAACGAAUCUACAUGUCAGUGGAUGUAGCCAUUUAGGACAUAAAAACUGGAACAUGGUGAUGGCGUUGUGGUUCAGUCAUAAUGAUGUACUUACUAGCCCUAGCAUCUUUGGAACUUCUGUGGUGAAAUACCUAAUGGUGCCAUUCCUUUCACCAUGUGUACAUUGCAUUUAUUCAUUUUUAUUUUCUUGUUGUGUUCUAUGCACUGUGUCACUUGACAUUUCCAGUCAUUUGCAGUGCUACGCCAUAUAGUAUAUUUAUAAAUCCUCUGAAUUGGAAAAGUGGAGAUAUUUUAUGUGCAAACUGCAAGCAACAUUGAAACAAGUUAAAUUCGGUUUGUAGCUUAAUUCACCACUUUCUCCUCACAGAACUGAAGCUAGAUAGAGUGGUAGUUUAUCUGAAUAGAGGCAGGAUAUGAAGAGCCAACGCCCAGGGUUUGGCUUGCGGGGGGAGCAGCGAGGGGGGGGUGGGGCCAAGGGAGGGUUGGUAUUGGGGUGUUGAUCAUACCCAGUCUCUCUUUGGAGGGGGGUCAGAGGGACUGGGGCAGGGUGGUUGCCCCUAAGCACCCCACCACCAUUACCACAGCAGGUGUGUGAGUAUUUAUACACAUGGAACUAUCCCUUAAAUGUAGUGGUGGAAACCAGAUCAUCCCCACAUCCAUAGAGGGUAGCGGAGUGUUCGUGUGCGCAGGUGUGCUUGCUUUGCACGUGUGUAUUAUAUAUGUACAUCAGGGAGUGUGUCUGUGCGUGCCCUAGAGGAAGUGGAAACUGCAGAUAUCCUCUUUCUUCCCUUUCAUCUUGUACUGCGUCUGUCAGGGGACUUUCAGAAAGCCUGGGGACAGUGCCAUAUGGGAGGGGCUAAUGUGGCACCACAUUCUGACUGAUGUCAUAGAACCACUUCUGAGCAAGAGAGGUGUUCUGUUCUAUUAUUAUUAUUCCCCUUAUCAACGUCAAAGCACCAGACUGUACAGGACACCCCAUUGACCAAAGCCUACCUUGAGAAGGUAUGACAUUUAAGAGCACAGCCUUCAACCACAGAUUGUAUUGUUUUUUUUUAACCUUUUUAGAAGGUUUAGUAUUAGUUGCAGUAUUACUGUCGUUAUCUUUUUGGUCACAACAACAUCUAGUCACAACUUUUAUUGUCCAGUAAAUGAGCACGUACACAAUAAAGUAAUGAGUUACAGCAGUAGAAACUAACUUCCUUUCAGAAAAAAAGGAAAGCAAACAAGGGAGUGAGAGAGAGACUGAUAAGAAGGAGAGGUAAACACAGAUAUCAGUUACGCUGACCGUUGGAGAGAAUGACCGUUGGAGAGUCUACGCUCUGAGCUGUAUGUCUGCCAGGAGGUCACAUGCUCACAUGAGUGUCUUCUAUCUCUAUUUCCUCCCUCCAUUCCUCACUCCAUUCCUCCCUUCAUUCCUUCCCUCAGUGUUAUCCAGUGAUGGAAAUCCCCGGCUGCUUCCCCUCCUAAGAAAGGGAGCGAACAGAUAGACUACUUCUUUGUUGUCUGAACAGACCCUUGCCAUUCGUAGUGUCUGAAGAAUGUGCACACCCCACCGACACAUCCGGCACGUGCAUGGACCCAGGAGGGGCCCCCUGUGGGACGCGGUGUCCCAGACCCAAUGCUGAUCCAAAGCCCACACUUCCCCUCCACGGCAGAAACAGCAGCAGCAGCACUGGGCUGUCUGUCAGUUAGCUGUUAAAUAAGCCCUGUGUUCAGCCUGCAUCUCUGCUCUGCCCGGCAUGCCAGCUCCUCUGUGGCGUACCCCGGCUACAGGAGAGGCCUGCCAUAUAGAACACUACUCUACCUAUUCAUCUGGGAAGCACUGGGUACUGUAGGGCUGAUCAUGUGUGUCUGUCUGUUUGUGUCUGUGUGUGUUGGUGUCAGGGGGGUGGGGAUGAUGCAAUAGGAUCAACAGAGAGCAGAGAUAUGGCUUUAGGUUGGCAAUAUGUUCUGUGCCUAAGGGGGGUUAUUUCAUGGAGAUAAUGUCUAUGCAGUAGAGAGCACGGCGGUCUGUGUGUCUCUUUCACUCCCUUUCCUCACUGUGUGUGUCCGUGUCAGCUGAUCGCUAUAGUCUCAUUAUCCCUGGCAAACUCACUCUCUCUGUCCCCCUCUCUAUUUCUCUCUCUAUACCAAUCUUUUUCUCUCUUAGUCUCUCCCUCUUCUCUCCCCUCAUGGCUGUUCUGCAUCACUCAGUGCUGGUGUCCUCUCUGCCUCAGUAUGUCCCUGCUUGUCCUCAGCUAUCCUCAGAGCCGCUGCAGUGUGUGUGAGGUGAGGGGACCCUGGUUGUUUCUCUGAUCUCCUCCAACAGGGGGAACUAUAGGCAUUUCUGCUGGCCGUGCAGCUAUGUCCCAGUUUCCAUGUAGCCUGCCUUCGUCCUGCACGAUUCUUGGGCUCCCGCCAGCUCUCAAGCAGUGGUUACAUAAGAGCUAGUGUUAUUUUUUCCCCUGGAAUUCAGACUCUCUACUGAUGUGACCUUCAGCAGUAAUUGCCAGUAAAAGUGCAGCGGCGCUGUUUACUGAGAGACUGGCAGUGCCUCGUGUUGGGUGGCGCUGGGGCGAGCAAGGGAGCGGGGCAGGGGAGGGCAGGAAUGUGGGGCACUGCACAUCCUACACCUGUUAACUGUUUCAGAACCACUACUGGUCCAGGGAAGGCCACUGAUGUAAUGGUGUCAGACAAGAACAAAGGAAAUCAUCUCUCUGUCCUCCCCCCUUUAUCCCCUAUGAUUAUCCUCUCCCUCUAUCUGCCUAUCUCUAGGCUGUAAUCUUCCAUGCUAGGGGAUAUGAGGGGGAUCAGCGGGGGAUGGGGGCAGGGACAGGUAGUUGUUGCUGGGGUGCCGAUGACCUGUCACUAGACGAAAGGCCAGGCAGGUUAUAUAAAACAGGAAGAAGGGGUUGGUGUGAUUCUGACUCCAGACCUUUGAGGCACACCCUGAGACAAGUGUAGAGACCGGUGGAACCUCUGUGGUUGCUGAAAUGUGGCAGUAACUUACAGAUGACCUUAUGUUUGUAGUGAUUCAGCCCACUAUGCCGCUAUAUAGUCGACGUCAUACAGUCUGAGAAAACUUACCGGUAGAACCAAUGCUGGCAGUCAUGGGUCCAGCUGUCUAGGGCUGAUGCCAGCAGUUCCAUGGGGAAAUUAUGGGCGACCCUGCCCCAGUAACUGUGUGUUCAAGAUGUCUCUAACGCCCAGGAAGCUCCGAUUCAAACUCCCAUUAGACAUAAUCCUAAGUGUUUGAAUGUCAAAAUACAUUCGUUACUCACCAAAUAUGGAGUUUUGCUGAGCAACUAUCUUCAUUUACUCUAUUUACGCCCGGUAUGUACUUCUAAAAAAGGUCUAAAUAAAAAUGUACAAGCAACCGAAAAAAUUGCUCUACGGCACCUCAAAUGAAUUGAGCUGUUGAAGACUUCUGACCUGUGCGUGCUUGUAUAUGUUUAUUUAGACCUUUUUUAGAAGUACAGACCGGCCGUAAUGGGAGUAUAUGACGAUAGUUGCUCAGCAAAACUCACAUAUUUGGUGAGUAACUCAUGUAUUUUGACAUUAUAACGCUUGCAGAGCUGUCUAAUUGGAGUUUGAAUCGGAGCUUCCUGGGCGUUUUAGAGGAGGCACGUCAUACUCAUCUCUAACACAGAUACUGGGGCAGGUUGACCCCAGCCUUCAGCUCACUGGAACAUGGAAGACCAAUCGGUUCCGAUGAGGACCGGAAUGAUUGUCAUUCUCCACCACUCAAAAUGUUGACGAAUGGGAAAUGCACUUGAAAUUAACUCUAUGACGUUGUGCUUUAAUUGAAUUAGACACCUUUGAGCCUUGUUUGCAUGCAUCAUCCUUUUUCCUGUGGAUAUUCCUGAUGUUUUAUGUAAAGAGGGGCCUGAUGAUGGGACAUUCUUGUCUAGUCUCACAAUUACUCAGUCAGCAUGACUGGGUUACUGGGGCAGAGUCAACCCCACUGUGGUCUUUCUAUCUGUCUCUCUGCCUUUUCACUUUGCACCAUUUCAAUGUACCACAUGCGUCUACUCAGUCUCUCUCCUUCUAAAGGUUCUUUUUAACAAGGUGUUCAAGCAAGCAUUUCAUAUUAGCAGUCAGCCACGGAAAAUAAAAUGUAUAUUUUCUUCUUGAUCGCUUUGCCAAACAUUGACUAUGAGUCUCAGCUGAGGUGUUAGUUUUUAUUAUUUGUGAUGUUUGUAAUCAUGCAUCAUGUUGUUUUAAUUUGCAUGUAUUAUUAUGCACUGUAUCACUAAUACACUAUAUAUAUAAAAAGUAUGUGGACACCCGUUCAAAUUAGUGGAUUCGGCUAUUUCAGCCACACCCGUUGUUGACAGGUGUAUAAAAUCUCGCACACAGCCAUGCAAUCUCCAUAGAGAAACAUUGGCAGUAGAAGGGCCUUACUGAAGAGCUCAGUGACUUUCAUCGUGGCACCGUCAUAGGAUGCCACCUUUCCAACAAGUCAGUUUGUCAUAUUUCUGCCCUGGUCAACUGUAAGUGCUGUUAUUGUGAAGCGGAAACGUCUAGGAGCAACAACGGCUCAGCCGCGAAAUGGUAGGCCACACAAGCUCACAGAACGGGACUGCCGAGUGCUGAAGCGCGUAGCACGUAAAAAUAGUCUGUCCUCGGUUGCAACACUCACUACCGAGUUCCAAACUGCCUCUGGAAGCAACGUCAGCACAAGAACUGUUCUUCAGGAGCUUCAUGAAAUGGGUUUCCAUGGCCGAGCAGCCAAACACAAGCCUAAGAUCACCAUGCGUAAUGCCAAGUGUCGGCUGGAGUGGCGUAAAGCUCGACGCCAUUGGACUCUGGAGCAGUGGAAAUGCGUUCUCUGGAGUGAUGAAUCAUGCUUCACCAUCUGGCAGUCCGACGGACUAAUCUAGGUUUGGUGGAUGCCAGGAGAACGCUACCUGCCCGAAUGCAUAGUGCCAACUGUAAAGUUUGGUGGACGAGGAAUAAUAGUAUGGGGCUGUUUUUCAUGGUUCGGGCUAGGCCCCUUAGUUCCAGUGAAGGGAAAUCUUAACGCUACAGCAUACAAUUACAUUCUGGAUCGGUGUGGAAGAACUUUACUGGCCUGCACAGAGCCCUGACCUCAAGCCCAUCGAACACAUUUGGGAUGAAUUGGAACGCCAACUGCGAGCCAGGCCUAGUCGCCCAACAUCAGUGCCCGACCUCACUAAUGCUCUUCUGGCUAAAUGGAAGAAAGUACCUGUAGCAAUGUUCCAACAUCUAGUGGAAAGCCUUCCCAGAAGAGUGGAGGCUGUUAUAGUAGCAAAGGGGGGACCUAUUACAUAUUAAUGCCCAUGAUUUUGGAAUGAGAUGUUCGACUAGCAGGUGUCCACAUACUUUUGUUAAUGUGGUGUACUUCCGUCAUAUCACUAAAAGCCAUAUCUGCAAGUCUGAUUUGUCCUUUGUCCUUCAAGUCUGAUUUGUCCUUAGUCCUUCAUGUCCUUCAUGUUAGAACAUGACAUUUCGAAUCCUUUCACAUAAACAACUAAACAGUACAUUUGUUCUCCUAUGUCAAGGUGUUAAUUUUGCCAUGCAAGCAACUGUGUGAAAGCAUUGGCAUGUGAACACAGGGAGCGUAGAAUAGUGAUGACACAGACAAGUGCUCCAAUAACAGCAGAAACUUAGCAUAGAUACGUUAGAUAAGGGCAUGUUUGUUGUCCCCUUGCUUCUCCGCGGCUGGCUAUGAGUCAUGCGGUUUUAUUACUGUCGGGCACAUUACAGGACAACCGAUGAACUGUAACCUGCCAGACGGGCAGGGAGCUUCUUUGCAAAGCGGGCAUGGCCUUGCAUCGGUCUGUUUGCAUUGUGAGGCAGGUGACCUGAGAGCCUGAGGUUAAUUUGCUCAGGGAGAGUUCUGCUCUUUGGAGCAACAACAUGACUAACUGUGGUCUAACCCACAUCUUGACUAACCCAGACCUUUUAUCUAUCUAUCCAAUUAGCUGGCCCCUCCGCCGGCUGAGCCUGAAGUUCCUGCUGCAGAUGUGAGUUCAACGCCCAUAUUGGCCCUGGGCCUCAGCAUAUGGGUUGUUGUUGAAUAUACUGUAGAUGGUAGAUUGUCUAUCCUCUACGUUGUGGUGGCCACAUUCCAUUACAGUAGUCAUCACACCUCCCCGCGUCUUUCCUUUUUCAGGGCCGACUCACAAAAACACACUUAACACACUCCAAUGUUUCCAGCCUGUGGAUUUUUUAUAAUACUGUGAACUGACACGUUUGUCCCUCUCUCCCUCCCUCUGUUCAUCCCUCCAUCCCGCCAUAGGUUUUUGAGUGAAGUCCAGUUUCCUGACUUUCUUUCUGCAGGGUUUUGGAACUGCGCGCUGGGUGUUUUUCAAUGGCAGAUGGGAACAUGGGUUUACACUGUGUUCGUAGUGCUAAUAGCACACUACACUGGCUCCAUUAUGUAACGUGGAUAGGGCUGGGUUUUUUCCUCAUGGCUUGAGUUGUGUUUCUGCCCCUGGCAGCUUCUCGCUACCAUACGUAAUUAACAUGGUUUCAUUUGUGCGACGACUGCAAAGUAACAAGGUAGUCACUCUGAGUUGUACAGUUUAUUGGUUGAAAUUACCCAACAUCAAAGAAGUGAGCAGCAACGUUUAAGCCUUGUUUAACAUUGUCGACUUAAGUGUUUCAAAUGAAAAGCGAUCCUGAGAUAAGGGUUUUAAAUUAAUGGCCUUUUGUUCCGGCAGCAAGCCACCUUAUGUUAUUAGUAUUUUUUUAGACUCUAAGCCUGCAUGGUUACGUUCCUACCCCACAUCCACCCCAACACACCUCCCACCUUUUCUCUGUUAACUGCAUGAUAUCAUUUGGCACAGUUCCCUGCAUGUCAGGAAAGUGACUAAUGUGCACAGUAUUAACACCCCUCUUUUGUUUUGUUUUUGUUUUCCCUAAUUUCCUUUUUGGACUUGAUUUGCUUUCUGCUAACUCACCUCACCCUCAGGAGCUUGACCCCAACCAGCCCCUGAAGCAACUGGAGGACCAGAGGAGGGUAGGUACAGUCCGGUCUGAUCCUGUCCGGUCCAGUGUCCCCCCCAACCCCCCCCCCCCUCUCUGGCCCACCCUGGCUGGGCUGGUUGUCCUGAUGCACCACUCUGCCCUAGCCUGCAGCCACACUGCUUCCAUAGCAUGCCCACCUACUCACAGGGUUACCCCACUACUAACUAACUGGCCACUGGGUGUGGGUGUCAAUGGGUUUCAGGAGGAAUAUACAAAACUGAUAUGUAUAAAUAUGAAUUGGAACAUUCCGAGGCUCAUGCAAUACCAGGUAUCGAUGGAACUGCAGUUUGGAUGUAAGAUAUCUAAAUAACAGGAGGUUGGGCUGCAGUAAACCCCAGCGGGGUCAAGUUAUGAGGCCUCUAGGCAUCCAGAUGCCGUGAGAUGUGCGUUAUGAGUGGGGUCAAGUCUUUAAACAGGCUGACUCAGCAGGGCAGGAAGUCAGAGGUGAAGGAGAGAGAAGGUAUGUGUUCUUUUGAGAGUCACUGCCAGGCUAAGCUAUAUGGAAUUGUUUUAAGAAGGUCAUACCAAGGAUCAUUUAACUAUUUGAUUUAGAAUUUUAAGACCCAUUUGAAGUAUCAAAAAAAUAUAUUUAAAAAAUAUUUGAUGAGAAUGUUAAGUUGGCCUUACUGCUAUUUGCCCAUGCAAAUGCAUUGAAUACCAGAUUCACUACAUGGAACAACAGAUAGUCCCAAAAGAAAAUCAAAAGGAAGAUAGUUCUGAAGUGUCUGUCCUAUAUCUGAGAGAUACAGUGCCUUGCAAAAGUAUUCAUCCCCCUUGGCAUUUUUCCUAUUUUGGUGCAUUACAACCUGUAAUUUAAAUGUAUUUUUAUACAUGUAAUGGACAUACACAAAAUAGUCCAAAUUGGUGAAGUGAAAUGAAAAAAACUACUUAUUUCAAAGAAUUCUAAAAUAUAAAUAACGGAAAAGUGGUGUGUGCAUAUGUAUUCACCCCCUUUGCUAUGAAGCCCCUAAAUAAGAUCUGGUGCAACCAAUUAACUUCAAAAGUCACAAUUAGUUAAAUAAAGUCCACCUGUGUGGAAAAAAAAACUAUUUGAUCCCCUGCUGAUUUUGUACGUUUGCCAACUGACAAAGAAAUGAUCAGUCUAUAAUUUUAAUGGUAGGUUUAUUUGAACAGUGAGAGACAGAAUAACAACAAAAAAAUCCAGAAAAAUGCAUGUCAAAAAUGUUAUAAAUUGAUUUGCAUUUUAAUGAGGGAAAUAAGUAUUUGACCCCUCUGCAAAACAUGUCUUAGUACUUGGUGGCAAAACCCUUGUUGGCAAUCACAGAGGUCAGACGUUUCUUGUAGUUGGCCACCAGGUUUGCACACAUCUCAGGAGGGAUUUUGUCCCACUCCUCUUUGCAGAUCUUCUCCAAGUCAUUAAGGUUUCGAGGCUGAUGUUUGCCAACUCGAACCUUCAGCUCCCUCCACAGAUUUUCUAUGGGAUUAAGAAAUCCCAUUAAGGCCACUCCAGGACCUUAAUGUGCUUCUUCUUGAGCCACUCCUUUGUUGCCUUGGCUGUGUGUUUUGGGUCAUUGUCAUGCUGGAAUACCCAUCCACGACCCAUUUUCAAUGCCCUGGCUGAGGGAAGGAGGUUCUCACCCAAGAUUUGACAGGAUUUCAGUCCUUCACGGCGUAGUGUGUUACCAAUUGUUUUCUUGGUGACUAUGGUCCCAGCUGCCUUGAGAUCAUUGACAAGAUCCUCCCGUGUAGUUCUGGGCUGAUUCCUCACCGUGCUCAUGAUCAUUGCAACUCCACGAGGUGAGAUCUUGUAUGGAGCCCCAGGCUGAGGGAGAUUGACAGUUAUUUUGUGUUUCUUCCAUUUGCGAAUAAUCGCACCAACUGUUGUCACCUUCUCACCAAGCUGCUUGGCGAUGGUCCCAUUCCAGGCUUGUGUAGGUCUACAAUCUUGUCCCUGACAUCCUUGGAGAGCUCUUUGGUCUUGGCCAUGGUGGAGAAUUUGGAAUCUGAUUGAUUGCUUCUGUGGACAGGUGUCUUUUAUACAGGUAACACACUGAGAUUAGGAGCACUCCCUUUAAGAGUGUGCUCCUAAUCUCAGCUCGUUACCUGUAUAAAAGACACCUGGGAGCCAGAAAUAUUUCUGAUUGAGAGGGGGUCAAUACUUAUUUCCCUCAUUAAAAUGCAAAUCAAUUUAUAACAUUUUUGACAUGCGUUUUUCUGGAUUUUUUUGUUAUUUUUCUGUCUCUCACUGUUCAAAUAAACCUACCAUUAAAAUUAUAGACUGAUCAUUUCUUUGUCAGUGGGCAAACAUACAAAAUCAGCAGGGGAUCAAAUACUUUUUUCCCUCACUGUAAGUGUAACAUGAUCUGUCACAUGAACUCAGUAUAUAUACACCUGUUCUGAAAAGCCCCAGAGUCUGCAACACAACUAAGCAAGAGGCACCACCAAGCAAGUGGCACCAUGAAGACCAAGGAGCUCUCCAAACAGAUCAGGGACAAAGUUGUGGAGAAGUACAGAUCAAGGUUGGGUUAUAAAAAAAUAUCAGAAACUUUGAACAUCCCACAGAGCACCAUUUAAAUCCAUUAUUAAAAAAUUGAAAGAAAUGGCACUACAACAAAACUGCAAAGAGAUGGUCGCCCACCAAAACUCACGGACCAGGCAAGGAGGGCAUUAAUCAGAGAGGCAACAAAGAGACCAAAGAUAACCCUGAAGGAGCUGCAAAGCUCCACAGCGGAGAUUGGAGUAUCUCUCCAUAGGACCACUUUAAGCCGUACACUCCACAGAGCUGGGCUUUACAGAAGAGUGGCCAGAAAAAAGCCAUUGCUUAUUUUUUUCUUUAAACAAACACGUUUGGUGCUCGCCAAAAGCCAUGUGGGAGACUGCCCAAACAUAUGGAAGAAGGUACUCUGGUCAGAUGAGACAAAAAUUGAGCUUUUUGGCCAUCAAGAAAAACGCUAUGUCUGCCGCAAACCCAACACCUCUCAUCACCAUGAGAAAACCAACAGUGAAGCAUGGUGGUGGCAGCAUCAUGCUGUGGGGAUGUUUUUCAUCUGCAGGGACUGGGAAACUGGUCAGAAUUGAAGGAAUGAUGGAUGGCGCUAAAUACAGGGAAAUUCUUGAGGGAAACCUUUUUCAGUCUUCCAGAGAUUUGAGACUGGGACGGAGGUUCACCAUCCAGCAGGACAAUGACACUAAGCAUACUGCUAAAGCAACAUUCGAGUGUUUUAAGGGGAAACAUUUAAAUGUCUUUGAAUAGCCUAGUCAAAGCCCUCAAUCCAAUUGAGAAUCUGUGGUAUGACUUAAAGUUUGCUGUACACCAGCGGAACCCAUCCAACUUGAAGGAGCUGGAGCAGUUUUGCCUUGAAGAAUGGGCAAAAAUCCCAGUAGCUUAUAGAGACAUACAUUUUACAUUUUAGUCAUUUAGCAGACGCUCUUAUCCAGAGUGACUUACAGUUAAUGAGUGCAUACAUUUUCAUACUGCCCCCCCCCGUGGGAAACGAACCCACAUCCCUGGCGUUGCAAGCGCCAUGCUCUACCAACUGAGCUACACGGGGCCCAAGAGACUUGCCGCUGUAAUUGCUGAAAAAGGUGGCUCUACAAAGUAUUGACUUUAGGGGGGUGAAUAGUUACAGUGGGGAAAAAAGUAUUUAGUCAGCCACCAAUUGUGCAAGUUCUCCCACUUAAAAAGAUGAGAGAGGCCUGUAAUUUUCAUCAUAGUUACACGUCAACUAUGACAGACAAAUUGAGCAUUUUUUUCUCCAGAAAAUCACAUUGUAGGAUUUUUAAUGAAUUUAUUUGCGAAUUAUGGUGGAAAAUAAGUAUUUGGUCACCUACAAACUCUCACAGACCUGUAACUUCUUCUUUAAGAGGCUCCUCUGUCCUCCACUCGUUACCUGUAUUAAUGGCACCUGUUUGAACUUGUUAUCAGUAUAAAAGACACCUGUCCACAACCUCAAACAGUCACACUCCAAACACCACUAUGGCCAAGACCAAAGAGCUGUCAAAGGACACCAGAAACAAAAUUGUAGACCUGCACCAGGCUGGGAAGACUGAAUCUGCAAUAGGUAAGCAGCUUGGUUUGAAGAAAUCAACUGUGGGAGCAAUUAUUAGGAAAUGGAAGACAUAAAAGACCACUGAUAAUCUCCCUCGAUCUGGGGCUCCACGCAAGAUCUCACCCCGUGGGGUCAAAAUGAUCACAAGAGCGGUGAGCAAAAAUCCCAGAACCACACGGGGGGACCUAGUGAAUGACCUGCAGAGAGCUGGGACCAAAGUAACAAAGCCUACCAUCAGUAACACACUACGCCGCCAGGGACUCAAAUCCUGCAGUGCCAGACGUGUCCCCCUGCUUAAGCCAGUACAUGUCCAGGCCCGUCUGAAGUUUGCUAGAGUGCAUUUGGAUGAUCCAGAAGAGGAUUGGGAGAAUGUCAUAUGGUCAGAUGAAACCAAAAUAUAACUUUUUGGUAAAAACUCAACUCGUCGUGUUUGGAGGACAAAGAAUGCUGAGUUGCAUCCAAAGAACACCAUACCUACUGUGAAGCAUGGGGGUGGAAACAUCAUGCUUUGGCUGUUUUUCUGCAAAGGGACCAGGACGACUGAUCCGUGUAAAGGAAAGAAUGAAUGGGGCCAUGUAUCGUGAGAUUUUGAGUGAACCUCCUUCCAUCAGCAAGGGCAUUGAAGAUGAAACGUGGCUGGAUCUUUCAGCAUGACAAUGAUCCCAAACACACCGCCCGGGCAACGAAGGAGUGGCUUCGUAAGAAGCAUUUCAAGUUCCUGGAGUGGCCUAGCCAGUCUCCAGAUCUCAACCCCAUAGAAAAUCUUUGGAGGGAGUUGAAAGUCCGUGUUGCCCAGCGACAGCCCCAAAACAUCACUGCUCUAGAGGAGAUCUGCAUGGAGGAAUGGGCCAAAAUACCAGCAACAGUGUGUGAAAACCUUGUGAAGACUUACAGAAAACGUUUGACCUGUGUCAUUGCCAACAAAGGGUAUAUAACAAAGUAUUGAGAAACUUUUGUUAUUGACCAAAUACUUCUUUUCCACCAUAAUUUGCAAAUAAAUUCAUAAAAAAUCCUACAAUGUGAUUUCCUGGAGAAAAAAAUCCUCAUUUGGUCUGUCAUAGUUGACGUGUACCUAUGAUGAAAAUUACAGGCCUCUCUCAUCUUUUUAAGUGGGAGAACUUGCACAAUUGGUGGCUGACUAAAUACUUUUUUUCCCCACUGUAUGUACGCUCCAGUUUUCUGUUUUUUUGUCUUAUUUUUUGCUUGUUUCACAGUAAAAAAUAUGUUGCAUCUUCAAAGUGGUAGGCAUGUUGUGUAAAUCAAAUGAUACAACCCCCCAAAAUCAAUUUAAAUCCAGGUUGUAAGGCAACAAAAUAGGAAAGAUGCCAAGGGGGAGAAUACUUUCGCAAGCCACAGUAUAAGGUAGAUCAAUAAUAUAUAUAUAUAUAUAUUUUUUUUUACAUGUAUUUAACCCCUUAUUUUUGGCACUAAUCAGUCUCCAUACUGUAUAUACUUCCAUAAAUUUUUUCAACUGGUACCGGGGGACUUCAGACAAGUCUUGUGAGGUAUCCUAGAGCAAAACAACCGACAUGUACAGUUGAAGUCGGAAGUUUACAUACACCAUAGCCAAAUACAUUUAAACUCAGUUUUUCACAAUUACUGACAUUUAAUUCUAGUAAAAAUUCCCUGUCUUAGGUCAGUUAGGAUCACCACUUUAUUUUAAGAAUGUGAAAUGUCAGAAUAAUAGCAGAGAGUGAUUUAUUUAAGCUUUUAUUUCUUUCAUCACAUUCCCAGUGGGUCAGAAGUUUACAUACACUCAAUUAGUAUUUGGUAGCAUUGCCUUUAAAUUGUUUAACUUGGGUCAAACUUUUCGGGUAGCCUUCCACAAGCUUCCCACAAUAAGUUGGGUGAAUUUUGGCCCAUUCCUCCUGACAGAGCUGGUGUAACUGAGUCAGGUUUGUAAGGCUUCCUUGCUCGCACACGCUUUUUCAGUUCUGCCCACAAAUGUUCUAUAGGAUUGAGGCCAGGGCUUUGUGAUGGCCACUCCAAUACCUUGACAUUGUUGUCCUUAAGCCAUUUUGCCACAACUUUGGAAGUAUGCUUGAGUUCAUUGUCCAUUUGGAAGAGCCAUUUGCGACCAAGCUUUAACUUCCUGACUGAUAUCUUGAGAUGUUGCUUCAAUAUAUCCACAUCAUUUUCCUUCCUCAUGAUGCCAUCUAUUUUGUGAACUGCAGCAAGGCAUCCCCACAGCAUGAUGCUGCCACCCCCGUGCUUCACGGUUGGAAUGGUGUUCUUCAGCUUGCAAGUUCCCCCUUUUUCCUCCAAACAUAACGAUGGUCAUUAUGGCCAAACAGUUCUAUUUUUGUUUCAUCAGACCAGAGGACAUUUCUCCGAAAAGUACGAUCUUUGUCCCCAUGUGCAGUUGCGAACCGUAGUCUGGCUUUUUUAUGGCGGUUUUGGAGCAGUGGCUUCUUCCUUGCUGAGCGGCCUUUCAGGUUAUGUCGAUAUAGGACUCGUUUUACUCUGGAUAUAGAUACUUUUGUACCUUUUUCCUCCAGCAUCAUCACAAGGUCCUUUGCUGUUGUUCUGGGAUUGAGUUGCACUUUUCGCACCAAAGUAUGUUAAUCUCUAGGAGACAGAACGCGUCUCCUUCCUGAGCGGUAUGAAGGCUGCGUGGUCCCUUGGUGUUUACACUUGCGUACUAUUGUUUGUACUGAUGAACGUGGUACCUUCAGGCGUUUGGAAAUUGCUCCCAAGGAUGAACCAGACUUGUGGUGGUCUACAAUUUUUUUUCUGAGGUCUUGGCUGAUUUCUUUAGAUCUUCCCAUGAUGUCAAGCAAAAAUGCACUGAGUUUGAAGGUAGGCCUUGAAAUACAUCCACAGGUACACCUCCAAUUGACUCAAAUGCCUAUCAGAAGCUUCUAAAGCCAUGACAUCAUUUUCUGGAAUUUUCCAAGCUGUUUAAAGGCACAGUCAACUUAUUGUAUGUAAACUUCUGACCCACUGGAAUUGUGAUACAGUGAAUUAUAAGUGAAAUAAACAAUUGUUGGAAAAAUUACUUGUGUCAUGCACAAAGUAGAUGUCCCAACCGACUUGCCAAAAUUAUAGUUUGUUAACAAGAAAUGUUUGGAGUGGUUGAAAAACAAGUUUUAAUGACUCCAACCUGAGUGUAUGUAAACUUCUGACUUCAAUUGUACGUGUUCGUGAGAGUCUCACCUUUCCACAGAGGGGUCAUAUUAGUAUGUAGCCCAACUGUUCGGCCACUACUGUCAGAAGUUGGCAGAUCGGCUGUACCGACUUGAGAUGAGUCCCAAGAACUUGUGGAGCAAAACAGAGAACACCAUCGUGUUCGUGACCGUCUCAUCUUUCCAUAGAGGGGUCAUAAUAGUUUGUAGGCCAAAUCGUUCAGACGCUCUAGCUCUUUCACCUUUCACCACAGAUGCGGAAGUGGUGCGGUGGAUUGAGACGCAUCCAAUGCAAAAACAAAAAGAUAUCUCUAGUUUAAACUGACAGAUUUUAAUGGGGAUUUUUUUUUUAUGCUAAUUUGAUUUCCACGGGGGCGCAGAAAUCGACUCUAGGGUUUAUCUCAUGAUGAUGAUGUAGGCUCCAUCCUCUGACAUCACCUCUUUCCACCAGGGUGAAGCCCUGAGGCAGAUUCUGGUGAAUCGUUACUAUGGGAACAUCAAGCCUGCGGCCAGAAGAGACAGUGUGACGACGUUCAUCAAUGGUCCUGUCCCCCCUGGAACAGAAGGGAAACCUCGAGCAGGUACCUGUCUGUCUCUGUAUCUCUGUGUCACUCUGUAUCUGUUUGUCUGAACUGGCUGACAUAUACAGUGGGGUCCGGAAUUAUUGGAUCCCUUGAUAAAGAUGAGAAAAAAAAUAUUAUAAAAUAAAUAACACAAAUACUGAACUACAGGUAACUGACAAUAUAAAGGAAACACUUGAGUAAAUGAGGGAUACAAAGGAUAUUGAAAGCAGGUGCUUCCACACAGGUGAGAUUCUUGAGUUAAUUAAACAAUUAACAUCCCAUCAUGCUGGGCAGGCCAUUAUUUUGGCUACCAUGUCUAUGCCCCCACAGGAUGAAAAUGCCCCCAUCCACAGGGCACGAGUGGUCACUGAAUGGUUUGAUGAGCAUGAAAACGAUGUAAACUAUAUUCCAUGGCAGCCUCGGUCACCAGAUCUAAACCCAAUUGAACACUUGUGGGAGAUUCUGGAGCGCCGCUGAGAGCGUUUUCCACCACCAUCAACAAUUAUGGAAUUUCUUGUAGAAGAAUGGUGUUGCAUCCCUCUAAUAGAUUUCCAGACACUUGUAGAAUCAAUGCCAAAUUGCAUUAAAGCUGUUCUGGCUCGUGGUGGCCCAACGCCCUAUUAAGACACUUUAUGUUGGUGUUUCCUAUAUUUUGGCAGUUAAAAAUGCAAUUAUUUUGGGGCCUCCCGAGUGGCGCAGCGGUCUAUGCCACUGCGUCGCAUUGCUUGAGGCGUCACCACAGACCCGGGUUCGACCCAGCGUCAUCCGGGUUAGGGGAGGCUUUACUUGGCUUAUCGUGCUCUAGCAACUCCUUGUGCCGGGCAGGGUGCCUGCAGGCUGUUUCCUCUGACACAUUGGUGCGGCUGGCUUCCGGGUUAAGCAGGCGGGUGUUAAGAAGCGCGGUUAGGCAGUUCAUGUUUCGGAGGACGCAUGACUCGACCUUCACCUUUCCCGAUCCCGUUGGGGAGUUGCAGCGAUUAGACAAUAUCGCAAUUGGAUAUCACGAAAUUGGGGGUAAAAAAUCAAUUAUUAUUUUAUACUAAUACAAUUGAUCAGAGAAAUAUAUUUUGUUUAACAAGUAAUAAAACAAAAUCUGAAAAAGAUCAGGGUCAAAAUUAAUACUCCAGCAGCCUCCCCUUGCAAGGAUAACGACACUGAGCCAUUUUCUAAAAUGUUUUAUGAGAUUGAAGAACUCAUUGGGAGGGAGAACACAUUGUUCUUUCGAAGGCCAAACCCACCAUUGGUGUCCGUGGCCAAAGAUAUCUAUUUUCAUGUCAUCUGACCAUAGCUCCGCCUGGAGUUUACAACUGCUUUGGCAUGUGAAACGAAAAUAGAGGUCUUUCCCACACCAGCAGUUGGUUUGGCCUUCGAAAGAACAAUGCAUGUGCAAAAAAUAUUUAAUCCCUACUGUAAAAUAUGGUGGUGGAUCUUUGAUGUUAUGGGGCUAUUUUUCUUCUGCUGGUACUGGGGGCUUUAUUAAGGUCAACGGCAUCAUGAACUUUACCAAGUAUCUGGUUGCCUCUGCCAGGAGGCUGAAACUUGGCCGGAAGUGGAUCUUCCAGAUAGACAAUAACCCCAUGCACACAUCAAAAACCAUAAAGAAAUGGUUAAUUGACAAAAAGUAUAUAUUUUGCAAUGGCCUUCUUAGUCUCUGGACUUGAACUAAAUUGAAAACCUGUGGUUUGACUUGAAGAGGGCAGUCCAUAAGCACAGUCGAAGGAUGUCAAGGAUCUGGAAAGUAUCUGUAUGGAGGAAUGGUCUAAGACCCCUCCCAAUGUGUUCUCUAAUCUCAUAAAACAUUUUAGAAAAAGGCUGUGUUGUUACCCUCGCAAGGGGAGGGUGCUGGAGUAUUGAAAACAGGGGGAUCCAAUCAUUUUGACCACUAUCUUUUUGAGAUUGUAUUUUUUACUUGUUAAACAAAAUAUUUUUCUCUGUGCAAUUGUGUAUAUAUAUAUAUAUAUAUAUAUAUAUAUAUAUAUAUAUAUAUAUAUAUAUAUAUAUAUAUAUAUAUAUAUUGUAUACAAUAUAGCUCAUCUUUAUCAAGGGACCCCACUGUACAUCUCAAUACCUCAGAGUAUUAAAGCAUGUUGAAGUGGUCCAGACUCUAAUCAGGGUGAUGAGUCAUGGUUGGUCUCUUCUCCAUGCCUGGAGAAUAGGAAUGAGUUCCUUCCUGUUCACGCUCCUGUCUGCCUGCCUGCCCACCCAUGUCCUCCAUUAAGACUUUGGACCCAGGCUCUGUCCCUCAGCAUUUGAGCAAUCUCCUCUGACUGAGCCAAGCCGUGCUGUUGCCAGGCGACCAGAGAGACGGGCUCUAGAUUAUAAUGUUUUGUGGAGUGUGGACACCUGCUCCCACAGCCAGAGAGUGGCCCUCUGGGUAACAUUAUCACACAUCUGCUUCCUUGUGUGGCUGGAGCAGGUGUCCUCACUGGACAAGGCUAGCUAGUCUUAGCUAGGAAAUACAGCUAUUUUCAAGACAUGGAAUGAUCUUCACUAUACUUUUGGCAUCCUGUUUUUGGUUUAGUUUAGAGAUCAUAUCCAUCAAGAUUCAUCUCAUUAAAUGAUAUAAUAAGCAAAUGAUGCAGUGAAUCAAUGAACAGGAAAGAGACAGACGGAUCUCUUUAAUCUGCCCAUCUGGCAAUCCUCUUGAGUGAGGAAAUCCCUGUGAGAUGAUGGAAUUGUACUUUUACUCUCAUUUACAGUGACAGGUUCUCCUGUAUGUAUGUCUUUCCUCCUUGUUCUGGCUCUUGAUGGCGCUCUCCCUGUCUCUCUCUCCCCGUCUCUCUCUCCCCGUCUCUCUCUCCCCGUCCCUCUCUCCCCGUCCCUCUCUCCCCGUCCCUCUCUCCCCGUCUCUCUCUCCCCGUCUCUCUCUCCCCGUCUCUCUCUCCCCGUCUCUCUCUCGCUCUCUCUCCCCGUCUCGCUCUCUCUCCCGUCUCUCUCUCCCUGUCCUUCCCCAGUGGUGAGUUCAGGGGCGGCCGCGGCCCGAGGGGAGCUGACCCUGCAUGAGGUCCAGUGCCGUCUGGAUAAAGAGGGUGCAUCCGACCUGGUAAUCGACCUCAUCAUGAAUGCCACGAGCGACCGUAUCUUCCAGGAGAGCAUCCUAUUGGCCAUCGCCCUGCUGGAGGGCGGGAACACGGUCAUCCAGGUGAGAGUUAACCCGUGCCAGGGGCACAAUGUGAUAUGAGUAGAACAUGUUAGAGAAGAGGUAGAGUGGGAGAGACUGGGCCCAGAGGAGGAGAGCAGGAAGUGGAGGCAGAGCAGGAACUAAUGGUCUGUCUGCUGGGAGAGGUCCAAGCUCUGAGCUCUGAGUAGCUCCCCAAUGCGUCACUACCUCCCCUCCUCUCAGCCAGCCAGAAGGGGUUGCUAUGGCAACAAACCUAAUUACUUCUCUGACUGCACAGCAAGGUUAAGAGAGGGACAUGGGGAAAGUGGGGGGGAGCGGGGUGGCUGAUUGUUGGGCAGUUACAUUUUCUUACUUUGCGCCUGCGUUUUGUGUGUGUGUGUGUGUGUAUGUUUAUCUCUGUGUGAGCUAAUGCAUAAACAGGCCUGUUGCAUAAUAGGGCUUGUAUUUGUAUAGUGGUUUACCUGAUGAACCUUGGCUUGGCUUCCCACAGCACAGGCAGUUUACUCAAAGGCCCUCACACAUGACUCCUGUUACAUAACCACAGCAUGUCACUGGAUGAAUAAUGCAGAGACCACAGUGCCUUAUUAACUGGGUCUCACUGUGCUGUCAGAACAAGGGAAGGUGUAUAGAGGAGGAGCAGCCCUGGGAGCCCCAAUGUUCCAGACAGACCAGACACCUGUAG